Pelobates cultripes (western spadefoot toad) is the source of this 68704-nucleotide messenger RNA. The record is from the annotation of a GenBank genome assembly. Lineage: Eukaryota; Metazoa; Chordata; Amphibia; Anura; Pelobatidae.
GAGGAUGUCAGUCCCCUCCUUGCUGUGCUCUCUCCUCCCUCCAUAGGGCAGUAUUAGCCAUCUCUCUCUCUCUCUAUAUAUCAGACACAGGAUCUGCCUUUCGCAGCCGCCGCCUUGCCGUCAGCUUGCCCGGAGCCUGCUCUCCGCUACCCUUCAGCAGCCAUGACCGAACAGGGCAGCAGCAGCAGCAGCAGCAGCCGAUAUCAGCAGGUAGGAAAGUGCCUGUUGGGCAGAGCGGUGGGCCGGGGACACGGUACGCGAGCCCCGGGGAUGAGCUCUUGUCAGCUAGGCCGCAAUGUUGCCAUCAGCCUGCUGGGGGGAUUGAGCUCAGCAGAUACAGUCAUGGCAGGAUGGGCUGAGCAAUGCAGCACCUUAAUACCGAGCCUGCAUUCAUACUGGGCUAUAUGUGAACCACCUUUUACAGUGUACACCCCAUCUAACAUUAGCUAUGGCCACAGUGCCAUAGAUAGCCAUUACAAUAUGUGUAAUGCUGCAAUACAGCUUAAUGAUUAGUGAUCAAGAUUCAUUUGGUAUACUGCACACGUUAAUCGAUCCAAGUGUUAUGAGAAUGAGAUGAUAUGUUACAUUUUAUACGUGUGUGUAUAUAUAUAUAUAUAAUCAAUCCACCCCCUGUCUACCAUUGGCUCUGCAGCUGUUAUACUGCUCUGGCUAGCCAGGAGUUCUGGGUCAAAUAAUUCAACAACUGGAGGGCCAGUCUUGGACACACAUGGGUACAAACACACUCAUCCUGAUGACCUUUGACAUGCCAGACAUGUAGUGAUGUAAAAUAAUUCAUCUUAGUCUCUACUCAGUAAUUAUGACUUUUUGUGUGUAUGUACAUGUAGCAAAAUCAUGUUCGUGCUCACAUUUUGAGUCUUUUGAAUAAUGUGAUGAUGAACACGACCUUUCAAUGCAGUGCAAUUACGAACCAUGCAUAAUUAAAUACUGCAGAGUACUGCACUUUAGUUCUAGUACAGCCAGUAGCCAUCAGCAAUAAUUUGUUUUCUGUACAAAAGGAUCAUUGUGGUUAUCUGUGUAUGUGUUGUUUUUUUAAUUUUAUUAAAGGCUUCCUAACCACUACUGCAACAUGUAACUGCAGCUGAUACAUGACCUGUUCUUUACCUUUUAAUUUACAUUACAAUUAAAGGUACACUCUUUCACCUUAACCACUACAGCAGACUUUAGUGGUUAUAGUGUGAAAGGCCUUCAAGUGCUGUCUGCUUGCCUUGCUAUGUCUGUCCCUUCUUAUCAGAGUUGGCCUGAUAAAGCACAAGUUCAUACUGCUGCAUUACCAUGUCAACAUUUCUCACAUUUAACCCCUUAUGGACUAAGCCAAAUGUACACGUUGUGAUCAAAACAAAACCUUGAAUUUACCCUAUAUGUCUGUUCAGGCGUAAUUCACCUCUUUCAUAUUAUGUGCACCCACACUUAUUAUAUAUCAUUUUUUUUCAGGGUUUCAGGGAAACAGGGCUUCAUUUAACAUCAAAUAUUUAGGUAUGAAACAUAAUUUUAAAAGAAUAUAAUAGAAAAAAAAUGGGAGAAAAUAAGAAUUCUUUUUUAGUUCUACGUGGCAUUUUAACUGUGAAUGUCAUAAUACUGUUUGCUUUUACUGCAAUAAAAGACACAUAUUUGUAUUCAGCUAUGUCUCACGUGUAAAACAGUACCCCUUAUGUACAGGUGUUAUGGUGUUUUGGGAAGUUACAGGGUCAAAUAUAGCAAAUAUAGCGUGACCAAGUGGCUACUAAAAAAGACUGGAUAUAUACUCCAUUUGCAAUACUGAGAGUUGUCUACUAUUGCAAAGGGUAUGCCAUCAUGGGGGUAAUUUUCAUUCCUGGGCUACCAUACGGUCUCAAAGGCAACGUAACCAAUCUGGUGAAUUUCAAUGUGAAAAACUGAAACGCAAGCCUUAUAUUUGACUCUGUAACUUUUGAAAACACCAUAAAACCUGUACAUGAGGGGUACUGUUAACUAAAAAAAAAAAUAUCACAACAAUUAUAUUGUCAGUGUAAGUGCCAUUUGUGUGUGAAAAAUGCAAAAAAUUUCACUUUCACUGACGAUAUCGUCGUUGUAAAACAUUUUACUGUUUUUAAACACUAAUAUUUGUGUUCAGCAAAGUCUUCCGAGUAAAACAGUACCCCCCGUGUACAGGUUUUAUGGUGUCUUGGAAAGUUACAGGGUUAAAUAUAGUGCUAGCAAAUUAAAUUCCCUGGUCUUUCGGCGUGGGUUGUCAGGCAGGUCCCGCAAAUUGUAAUUAAUAAAAUGACGUAAUUAUGUAAAAUUUUUACAUAAAUAUAUACAUAGAAUUAUUGUGUGUGUGUGUGUGUAUGUGUGUGUGUGUAUAUAUAUAUGUAUAUGUAUGUGUGUGUAAUUUCGUUCUAACUGUAUUUUGAUUAUAUAUAUAUAUAUUGAUAUCAAAAUACACGUAUUCCGCAUAGGGGCAGCAUCCACAGCCUCCAGUGUCAACAUUCCAGUUUAUGUUAUAAAAACACUGGGGCGCUGGAAAUCAUCUGCUUAUUCACGGUACAUACGAACCCAGUACAAGAAUUAAGGGAUGCUUUCAAAAAUAUGUCUGGUUGAUAUGUGUAUCUGUAUUGGUUGUCUGUGAUAAAUUUGAUUACUUAAUGUUUGACCUCAUCGUCGGUUCCGGCACACCACAACCGACUUGCUCUUUUUACUAUCCUACAUUUCAUUAGGGUAUUUUUACUCUGUACUAUCAUGAGCACCUAACACAAGUAUUAAGGCAAUUUGGCCUGUAAUUGUGGGAGGUGCUUAUUAUCCACUCCUGGCCUACUUAAGGAACACCCCUUACCUUGCUCCUUACCGUUCGAGGUCAGCAUUGAAUGACCCUCCCACCACACCACAUUAUAACAUUUAUUUUCCUUUUUUAUUUCUUUUCCUUGGUAAGCCCUCUUCUUUCUCAGGCCUACUUCAUCGUCGGUUCCGGCACACCACAACCGACUUGCUCUUUUUACUAUUUCAUUAGGGUAUUUUUUUUACUCUGUACUAUCAUGAGCACCUAACACAAAAAAAAAAUAAAAAAAAAUAAAAUAUAUAUAUAUAUAUAUAUAUAUAUAUCUCUCUCUCUCAUCUCAUUUGGUUCUACAUGUAUUUUGAUAAUAUAUAUAUUAAAAUACAGUUAGAAAUUACACACACCCACACACAUAUAUAUAUAUUAGUAUUUUACACUGUUUUUAUUUAUUUAUUUCAUUCUUUAUUUAUGUUGACAUUUUUGCACUGUUUUUAAACUUUAAUUUUUUUUUUUACAGGCAGCAGGGGGAGUAUCUGUCGUUACAGGCACUCCCUCUGCUGGCUCUGACAUGGCUAUGCCAUCCAUGUGAUCGUGAGGUCCUCGCAAAGACCUCGUGAUCACAUGGCCCAGGAGGGCCAGAACGGCAGCAGGGGGUCUCUGUGAUCGCCAGCGACCGGGUAAGUAAAUAGGACGGCGGGAACGUGCUAUGCCGCUUGAUCCCCAUGGACGGCAUUGCACGCCCUCCUUCCUUAAGGGGUUAAACAGUAUUUAUUAGCUGUGAGUGUCAGCUGAUCGCUGUCAGCCAAUCAAUACUGUUUAAACCUGAUUGCAUUGGUGUAAAAACAUGGCAGUAUCAAAUUACACUUUGUAAGGCCAACUCAGGCCAGAUGGUCUGCAGGAACCCAACCCCGCAAGGUGAAAGUGAAACCAUGUGUACAUUUUUUGACAGAUUACUGGUGGACAGCACUUGGGAACAUUAUAGAGCAAGCAUGUCAAACUCGCGGGCCGCAUGCGGUCCACACUGAGUAUAUUUGCGGCCCUCCUAACCUGGUACCGCUUUGUGUGGUGGCUGCAAUCAGCCGCACGACAGGAAAGCUUUCAUUUCUGAUUCUUGCCUUUCCUCCCAUGGCCGCAAGAGGGCAGAGUGGCUGUCUGUCUGCAGAGCAAGCCAGCCACUCCCCCUUCCCUCCUGCUGCAGUGCCAGAGGAGCGUCCGGCCUGCUUAAACAGAGAAGAGCAGGGCUGGAACUGGAGGAUGGUGUGGCUCAUCUUGAGGUAGGAGAAGAGGGGCUUUGGGGAGUUUCCUGUGUAGUGUGCUUAACUGGGUGGGGGGCAGUGCAUUAAUUUGAGGGUGGGAGGGGGCAGUAUAUUAAUUUCGGAAGAGUGGGGGCCAGUGUAUUAAAUUUGGGAAAGGAGUGGGAAGUGUAUUAAUUUGAGGGAUGGAUGGGGGUAGCAGUGUAUUAAUUUGGGGAGAGAGGGGGCAGUGUAUUAAAGUGGAAGCAGUGUAUUGGAUUAAGGGGCAGUGUAUGAGAUUGGAUUUGGGGAAAUGUACUGAAUUUAUGGGCAGUGUAUUAGAAUAGGGGAGGGGGCAGCGGAUUAGAUUUGGUCUGCAUGGAGGCGCUGGAAGCUCGCCAUGGAGAUGCUGAUUGGCCGUGCAGCUUUUUGCCACACAUGCACAAUGGCUUCCAAAUGCUUUCCUAUAGGAAAGUAUUGGAUUGGCUGAGAUCAUAAAGUUUGAUGAUCUCAGCCAAAGUGAAGAACUCACUCAUAGGACUUCAAAAUCAACAAAAUAACCUCAUUUGAUUUUUACAGCUGUGCAACAACAUACAUUCACCAUUUCAGUCACAUUACCAAACUUUUUCUUAAUAUGUCAAGGUAGUUUGACUGAAACAAUGGUUAUAUGCAAAUGCACGUCUCCUUAAAAUAAAUUCGCUGUUUUGUUUACUUUGAAACCCUACUUUGAAACCUGACAGCGUUGAAUAACAGAAAAAAAUAGCGCUAAAAUUGUCUGAACAGAUGCACUUUGUGAUUUUCGUAGCGUAAGGUCCAAUGUCAGGCAACUUUUUUUAUAUUGUACUUUUCAAAAUAAACCUACGUUUCUAUUAAAAUGGACGUUUUUUUGGGGUUUUUUUUUGUGCCCUCAUAAACUUAAACCUUGUUUAUUUGGCCCGUGUUACCUUUUGAGUUUGACAUACUUGCUGUAGAGGAUAUGGUUCCUAGAGUGUCCCUUUAAUUUUCCGAAAGAAUGGAGACGCUACGAAAAUCACAAAGUGCAUCUGUUCAGACAAUUUUAGCGCUAUUUUUUUCUGUUAUUCAACACUGUCAGUUUGUUCCAUUUGAGGUGGCAAAAAUGCUGAGUUUAGCUGAAUACAGCAUUGCCUAGGCCAGGGGUUUCUAAUCUUUUUUGGACUUCAUUGAUAGAAAUCUCAUUUUUUGUUUUCUAGGCAAUUGCUCCAUUCUAGAUAAAUGUUUCUUUGAAAUGUAUGUGCUUAGCAGUUCAAGACUGUAAUAGUGCACGCCACCUGCCUUAUAUAGCUGUAACCUGCUUUGCUUUGAUUCACACGGUUGUAACAUAGAGAUCAAAUGAUUAUCUGUUAUUCAUGAAGUCUUAUUUUUUUGCACUAGAGACUUUGUUUGAAUGUAUCCAGAUAAUCUGGGAAAAGUUUAUCAAGAUUUAAUCUUAACCCUUUAAGGACACAUGACAUGUGUGACAUGUCAUGAUUCCCUUUUAUUCCAGAAGUUUGGUCCUUAAGGGGUUAAAAUCUUGUAGAUCUUUUAGACAGAAACAAAAUUUGCAUUAACAUUUUUAUAUAGUUUAGUUUGGUUAUCAAACACCUUGUAUAUUUUUGUGAUAGUUUCCAGUUCAAUUGAACCUUUCACUCCCUGUUUAACUUUAGCUGUAACUGCUCAGAAGUUGGUAAAUAUAUAAUUUUUCAUCGUGAUAAAUUGUAUGUUUGUGUGCUUUGGAAGCUGUUCAAGUGUUACCUGCUGCCCCUGGCUCCAGCAUCACAAUUCCUGUAGGGAAGUGAGUGUGAGUUACCUUCCAAUGCUGCCCUCUCCAUACGGAGUUGGUUAUGCUUGGGAGCACUUUUCCAAUCAGGGCAAUGCUCUCAUCAUGCUGGAAUCAUCUCAAUUAAGUUGUUAUUGUGUCUGGCGUUCCUGGGUGCCAUAUUACCUUCUUGAUUUAACAGAUUUUGAAUAGUUUCACCCCAAAGUUCUCUCGACCGCUCAUGGCCCCCAGCUUUUUCCUACAUACUUUCUCUAAAGUAUUUCUCUAAGUGGGCCACCAUUGAUAGAUUUCAGAGUAUCAGUGGUGCCCAAGUGGAUGGCUUCCACAUUGAAGCUGGGGCUGAAGAGGAGACAGAGGGGCUGAACAGAUGGGCUACGUUGAGAGGGCUCAGAAAGCGGUUUAACACCUUAAGGUAAGACUGUGCCCAGGAAUCCAGACUCUAUAGAAACCUUUGUUGAAAUUAUGUUGUUAUGGUGCCAAGAAUGGUAAUUUCAGUGUAAACACAAGAUACUUUGCUGUUCCUUGUAUUGCCAUUUUAUUGAUGAUAUUUAAAGGGACACUGUAGGCACCCCGACCUACUUUAGCUCAUUGAAGUUGUCUGGGUGCUGUAUCUCUUUUGCACCUAGUGCUGCUUCUCUGGAACUGCAAUGUUUACAUUGCAGCACUAAGUCUGCCCUCAGUGGGGGCGCUUCUGGAAUCGUAACAGACUUUUGGUCCGAUAUCUGAUGGUCCUCCUCCAGCGUCAGAUUUUCCCCAUAGGAAAGCAUUAAUUCAAUGCUUUCCUAUGGGGAGGUCUAAUGCAUGCACGCAUGGCAUUUGCUGAUACUGCACAUUAGACUCCGUUCGCAGGAUGGAGGAGGGGGGUGGAGCUUCGACUCAACACAGAGUGACAUUGGCGUUGGGAUAAGGUAAGUAAAUAAAGGGAUUUUAACCCUUUAUUUACCGGGGUGAGGGGGUGCGAGGGAGGGAGGAGGCAGAGGGAUCGGUAGUGCCAGGAAUACAGCUUUGUUUUCCUGUCACUACAGUAUACUUUUAAGUCAUUCGGGGUGGUAGUAGGGAUGAUCUGGACAAUUUUAUUAUGUUCCUAAAAUAUUAAGGUUUGAGUCUUAUUCAUAAAGUUAAUAUUAACAAUGUUGCAUUUCUGCAUCUAACUUUAAGUGGAGGAGCAUAAAGAAUUUAUAUCAAAACCCUUUUUAAGAUUAAAGUUAAUCUAUAAUGGUUUUUUGGUGAGUAGCAGUCACCACCAGAAGUAAAUGACUAAUCUACAUCUUGGCCAGUUUGUGAGCAGUAGGGGUGAUCGAAGCAUCUUUUUCUGAUUGUGAAGAAGAAGCAUGGGAACUCAUCAAUAGAUUUUUGGAGAAACAUUACCAUCCAGAUACUACUAGAAGUAAAUAUGGAAUGAAAUUCUGUAAUUAAUGUUAAUAAACAGAUUAUAAAGGACUUUGGUCUGAAUAAAAAUAAUAUAAAUAUAAAAUGUUGAAAUUCAUAUGCUUUCAACUAAUGAUCAAAAUAUGACAUUUUGGAUAUUCUUAAUUGUCUAAAUUUAUAAAACUAGUAAAAUCACAUUGAAAAGUGAUACAGUUUAUUGUUUGUUAUAAGGUAUAGCAGUUUCUAUGAGCAAAUUAUUGGCCUACUAAAUAAGUAGUGGAUUAUUUUUGUCAAAGACCUGUGGUUGAAAUUAUCACUCACCGACAAACAAAGAUUGAUCUUUACAGAAGCUCUUAAACGAAAAGAAAUCUUCUUGAUUUAGCAAAAGUACUGUAAACAAAGAACAGACCACUUUAGGUUCCUUUCCUUUAGGCCGGUUAUUUUAGAUGUGGCAGUAUUAAUUACCUCUUCCUACGUGGGCUAUGGGACACAGAGCUUUGCCUCUGUGGUUAACUUUUUCCUGAUAUACUGUACACUAUGCAGUUGUGCUUAUGUAAUCUAUCUGCGUGCGUGUCACUGUGGCAUACAGUAUAAUGGGCAGAGCUACAGAGUCCAUAAAUUACAUUCAAAGAACACAGAAAUUCUGCUUCUAACGAGAACUUAAAAAAAACCUCCAUUGCUAUUCACUUUCAGGAUUUGUUAUUCAGUUAAGAUUAUAUAUAUAUAUAUAUAUAGGGCUGUCCCUUUGGAAUGAAUUGAGUAGAUGUUAUGUCUAGGUGAGUUUCAAUAUGUGAGGCAAAGUAGGUUAAAUAUACCAUUGGAUCCUGCAUGUAUAGCUUCAACAGGUCUGAAGACAUUCAUUGAAAGAUACACUGCUUAGCAACAACAUUAAAAUCACUUAUGCAAUAUCGUGUAGGUCCGCAUUCAUUCAUGUGGUUUAAAAGGCACUACGUACCCCUUGUGUGUGUGUGUAUAUAUACUUCAGAUAUUCUAGAAGACAUAUUUUUGCAAACUUGUUGGCUUAUGACUUUGACCUUAAAUUAGUUACAGAACUACUUCAUAACUUUAUGUCCUUAUUAAAUUAUAUCAUUUAUAAAGCCCCGACCGAUUCCUUGGUGUUGUAAAAUAGUUGGACUUGUACAAUAUUUGGACUAUCAAACUUGUAUUUUGUAACAAGACAAGUUGGAGCAGAAGGUGCUGAAUUUACAAGCAACUGAGUAAAUCAACCUAUUUUAUUCUCUUCUAAAUCAUACUGCAUUCAACUUGGAGAAACUCUGGAGAUAUGACACUUUUUUUUUUCCAUAUUAUUUUAUCAAGUAAAGCUGAAAAACUUGACGCACAAGAUAAGCUACUCUAGCAACUCAAACUUCUUUAAAGUGUUGACUCAACUUGAUUCAGAAGAUAAGUGCUCAUGAUCAACUAGCCUAAUUCUUUUCAUUUUUUGGGGAAGUUUUUAAGUAGGUAAGCUAGAAGGACUUCCAUCAUGUUGUGGCUAGCUUUCUGUUUUGUUUCUGGAUCAUUUGGUUUUCUUCUUUUCCAGUUUUUUCUGCAACCAAUAUCUCUGGAACCUGAAUGUUCUAUUGGAGCACUAGACAGAGCUAUGUAAUUAAAGCAUUUUCUUCAUUAGAAGUUCCCCUACUGACUUUGAUGAACCACUGGUGUUUGAAUUCAGAGAAGAAGAAACAGACCAUUAUUUUGCUGAGAAGGGCUGUGUUGAGAGACUUGCCCUGUUUUCUGUCUCCCCAUCUCCUUUCCCACAAUUUGGUACAGGAGUAGGGCUGAAUGAUAGAAGUUGCUGUAACUCCGACUAAGUCUAAGCAGGCUUAGAUAUGUUUCCCAGUGCCGUCUUGAGAUUAGGGACCUUACUGUGUAUAUGGUCCCUUCCAUGAUGCAUUCUGGAUUUGUGUUUGUUGAGCCCAGUCUUAAGAACCUGAAAUAAUACUCUUGGUCCCUGUAUAACUUAUGGCAAAUUAACUUACCUGCAUAGUGGGGGGGGGGGGGAUUGAAUAAAUUGUACAACUGUAUGCAGACAAAAUUUACUAUUUAUAAUAUUAAUCCAUUAGUCUAUAUUUUUGCCUUUCGUGCAGCAAGUAUUAAGAAGUCUGUGUGGAUUUUAUUCAUGGGAACAAAAGGGCCACAACUGUGACUUUUUUUUUUGCAUUUCAUAUGCAACAUUUAAUUCUCACAGCAGUACAGCCAAUGCCAGACAAAGGUUGAUUGAGAAUUGUAAUGCAGGGUAUCUAAACUAUGUUGCACUUUAGUUUCUAUUUUUAUACAUCCUCUGAGAUUAAAUUGGAUUUCCCUUCUGGUGCAGUUUUUCUUAUAUGAAGAUACAAAUUUUGACACUGUUGUGCUACUUUAGUAUUAAAAAACACCCUAACCCUUUACAUUUUAUACGUGUACAUUUAACUACGAGCAGUAUUCAAAAUCAAAUAUAGAUGAGUUAGAAAUAUUAUUUUUACAAGUAUUGUUAUUUAUUUAUAUUGCUCCACCAUUAGGCAUGCUAAAUCAUUUAACUGGGGUUAAUACAAAACUCUCAGAGAAGGAUACAGGAGAUUGGGGAAAACAGUUGGAGACCCCUUGACAGUUUCACAGUUUCAUGGAGCAUCUCUUGAAAAUGUAACACUAUAUAUAAAAAUAAAAUGUUAUAUUCUAAUAUAUAUGCUCAAAAGAGUAGGGAAAUCCUCUCAAUUCUGUUAAAAAACAAACUGACCAAAAAAAAAAAACCUCUUUAGAAGGAGGUCAACAUAGGAAGCUGCUGGGUGCUUUCCACAAUCAUCUUGGGAGUGGACAAUGUUAUUCUGCAAAACCCAGCCAAAACAGUGGAAAAUGUAUAUCCAACAAUCACAUUGUAUUAAAACAGACAGUUAUACUUUACAUCCUAUGUCAGGCAUUGGCAACCUUUGGCACUCCAUAUGUUUUGGACUACACCUCCCAUGAUGCCUUGUCAGCAUUAUGGGUGUAAGAGCAUUAUGGGGGAUGUAGUCCACAACAUCUGGAGUGCCGAAGGACCUGUGUUUCUUACUCUUGCGAGGACUUUGUCAGGGACUAUUGUUACCAUAAAUUAAAAUCAUAGUAAACCGCAGUUGUUAGUGAAGUGGAGGAAUGUCACAUAGGCCGGGGCUGAUGGGAGCACAGGGGGUGGCAAGGAGAGGGAAUCUGCCUCCGUUGAUUAUGUGGCACCAUGCACCAAAUUCACAUUGGCCAUCCCGGAACCCUUUUUCAUGGCUGGCCAAUGAUACCCAGUGGUGCUGGAGGUGGAGUUACACCUCCAGCAGCAGAUGGGUAAAUCUCUGUAUGUGCAGCGUUCUAGUGAAACGCUGAACCAUUCAGACUCCAGGCAAAAUGACGACUUCUAAUCACUAAAGUGGUUAUCGUGCUUGGGGUGACCUUUGAUCAAAACCUUAAUCAUUGGCAGAGCAUUAAAUAUUUAUUUAACUUGUAGCUUUUAUGCUUAUUAAGAAUCAUUCUAUAUUACUAGUAACAUUCUAACCUGAUUAUUAUACAUUUUAUUGUUUGGUUCACCACAGUUACAUGUUUAGAGAAUGAAGCCCACUAUCUUUAGUAUCAAGUCUCCAAUUUCUCAGUAUGCUUUUACAAAGCAAUUGCAAAUUGUAACCAUAAUUUAAAACCUGCAUGGAAUUAGGUUACUUCAAUUUCAUUUGAUUUAUUUACUCCAUAUAUUUUAUGUUUGAUAACCCUUGGGCUGCUUCCUUUGUUGAAUAAUGUUUUUAUAUAAAUUGACAGAGCUGGCAGAGUUCUAAGCAGAGCGCUUUGAAUUAUUAAUUUUUUCCAUGAAAUGGCUCACAGGCUUUGUAUAUAAUAACCACCAAAAUGUUACUUGUUGCUGCAAAAGGAAGCCAUUUUGUAGAGGGCUGAAAUGGGGAUAUUUCUAUGUUUUUUUUUUUUUUUAUUUUUUUUUUUUACAUAUGCAUGAGUCAGGAUACUUAAUCAUCUUUUUUUUUAUUAAAUACAUCAAUGUCCAGAGCUGGAAAAGACCUACUGCGCAUACAAAGUUAGUACCCAAAAUAUUUUAAAUCUAUACCCAUAAAUAAAUAAAUUUAAAAAAAAAAUACUAACACUUUUUUUUUCCUUUCUUUACUCCUUUAAUGACCAAUAAUUUGUAUUAUUAUAGCAUCCACAUAGCUCCUAUUGCUACUUUGAACUGUUCACUUAUUUAGCAAAAGCUGACUUCUAUAGAGCAGUACAACAAUUCUAGGGCAGCAGUGUGCUAUGUAAUUAUUUCUCCCUUCCAUUCGACUUAAACAUUGCAAGGUAUGAAAUCUAAAUAGAUGUGGAUAUGUGGAGGAGUGGGCAUGCCUGUGAUGUUACAGUGAGCCUGACUGAAAUGUAGUGUGGCAAAGCAGUCAGAGCUGCACAUGAACAGUGCUGCUUAAAGGACCACUAUAGUGCCAGGAAAACAUACUCUUUUCCUGGCACUAUAGUGCCCUGAGGGUGCCCCCACCCUCAGGGUCCCACUCCCGCCGGGCUCUGGAGGGAGAAAAACUUACCUUUUUCCAGUGCUGGGCGGGGAGCUCUCCUCCUCCGUUCCUCCUCCUGGGCUGAAUGCGCACGCGCGGCAAGAGCAGCGCGCGCAUUCAGCCGGUCACAUAGGAAAGCAUUCAUAAUGCUUUCCUAUGGACGCUGGUGUGCUCUCACUGUGAAAAUCACAGUGAGAAGCACGCAAGCGCCUCUAGUGGCUGUCAAUGAGACAGCCACUAGAGGAAUAGGGGGAAGGCUUAACCCAUUCAUAAACAUAGCAGUUUCUCUGAAACUGCUAUGUUUAUGAAAAAAUGGGUUAACCCUAGCUGGACCAGGCACCCAGACCACUUCAUUAAGCUGAAGUGGUCUGGGUGCCUAGAGUGGUCCUUUAACCAAUCUUGCAUGGGCUUAUUGUCCUCCUGCAGAGCUAUGAAUGCAUUUAUAACCUGAAAACUUUUCUAUGUUGUCUCACGAGCAAGACCUAUUUAGACCUUUCUCCCCCUUAUUAGUCAAAUCUUUGAAAUAUAAUCUAUGCUGACAAGGGAGAGCAGAAAACCCCUCCCACAGAUGGCGCUUUUGCUUUCCCAAAAAUAGCAAUUACAGUGCAUGCACUGUGGUUGUUAUGGAAACUCCAUAGCUUAUGCAGCUAUAUAGGCUAUAGGAAUGGAGAAACUUGCAUCACUACUUUUAGAUGUGAGCAUGCUCACAACGAAGUCAGCAUGUCCGCAUCAAUCAGGAGGUUUCAUCUGCCUGAGGAAGCAUUCCCAAGCAGGGCAAAUGAAAGAAGACCAGAAAAAUGGAGGAUGGACUGGAGGUGGUUGUUACAUGAAAAGUAACAACCACCAACCUCGAAAGAUGGUGGUGCUGGGAAAAAAAAGGUGAGGUUAGUAUAUCUCGAUAUUUUACAUUUCAUACACAAUGUUUUUUUGUGAUAUGUUAUAUAUUUAAUGUAUAUGGGGUAAUUUAAGAUCCGUCUUCUUUAUCCUUUUCCCUUCCUCGCUGUCAUGAUCAAUUUAAUUUAUUCCCGCUACACCUGUUUUCUGUUGACAGCAUUAAUUCUGUUUUUAGUGGGUGUCACACUUACUGUAAGACACAACUUUCUUGAAUACCCCUGUUUGGAAAGCACAGUAUUGCUUACCAUAACGGGUUAAAAGUCCCUAACACUUUGUUGGCUUUAUCGCAUAAAUGAAACGUAUUCUCUCCCAUUGCUGUAGCCUCUGACAGGCCUCUUCCCUUUGCAGGCAUUGCAUUUUCUAAACCUGAUUUCAAGCAGGAGGGUUUCCCUGAUGAGACUUGCAGAGCACAGCUUUCAUAUGUCUCUGCUGAUUGGCACAAACUGGAUUGACUGACAGGAAAAGGCGCUUUUUAUUUAAUCUUUUGAUUUUUGAGAAAUCUAUACAUUUGCUAGCCAUUCUGCUAGCACAAUCUAUAGAUGCAUUUUGAUUCUUUGUCAUUUAAGAUUAAAUUUGUAUUUGCGGUGACAUAUAGUCUUUAAUCCAGUGGGUGCGAGAGGUCUGUGUUCCUAAUCCAUCAAAUCCAUAAAAGUGUUACAAACCUUGUUAUAUAUGUAACAUGUGCAUUAUAAAGUGUAAUAGAUUUGACACUAAUGAUUUGGCAACAAGAUGGUCUAAGACUGAGGACUAAAUGUUGAGUGCCAGAAGUCUCUAACAGAGUUAUUUUAAUAAAGUGAAAACGGUCAGAAUUCCAAGUUACUUCAAUGUAAAAUCUGUCAUCUAUGCUUCCUGCUUGGCUAUUUUUUUCUAAAAUGGAACAUUUUAAAAUCCCUUUGCAUUCUCAUCAAUUAUUACUUUAGCAUAUAACUAUGUAAGUGUUUGAGAGAGUAAUGUAGCUAUUAACCUUCCAGAUAGCAGAAGCUUGCCUCUAGGGGUCAUUUCAUCAAGAAUUAAACAACCUCAUAAGCUUAUAUCUGAUUUUCUGAUGGUGUCUUUUUAUUAAAUGACACACUGAAAAACCAAAGCAGAAUUGGUGGGAACAGUUCCUACAUUGGGCAACCACACACAAGGGGUUGGGAGCAGAUGUAAAUUAUUACCGUAGAUACAGGACAGCAGCAUUUAUUUCCCCCCUUCUAGACAUUGUCAUGUUGUGCUAACAUAGGCACACAGUGCAAAUUCUGUUGAUACUUUCAGUGGUAAUACGAAAGAAAUUACCGUAUAUACUCGAGUAUAAGUCGAGUUUUUCAGCACAUUUUUUGUGCUGAAAAACCCCCACUCGACUUAUACUCAAGUCACUGUCUGUAUUAUGGCAAUUUACAUUGCCAUAAUACAAACAAGGACCGCCGGGCUCUUUACAAGCCCGGCAGUCCUGCUGGGGGCUAGCAGAGAUCUGUAACUUACCUUUCCUGCACCUCCUGUCAGCUCCCUUCUCCUCCGUUCCGGUCAGCACCUACUGCAAGUCUUGCGAGAGCCGCGGGGUCAGUGCGUUGCCACGGGAGGAGAAGGGAGCUGACAGGAGCUGCUGGAAAGGUAAGUUACAGCUCUCUGCCAGCCCCCCUCCUACACAACCCAUCCACUGGACCACCAAGGAAUGAGAGCCCCCCUCCCUGACCAGCUAACAAGCAGUGAGGGGGGAUGAAAAAAAUAAAUAAAAUUAAUAUAUAUAUAAAAAAAAAAAAAAAUUAAUAAUAUAAAUAAAUAACAAAAAAAAAUGCCCACCCCCCACCAAGGCUCUGCAUCACACACACACACACACACACACACACACACCAUUCCUAUACAUACUCAUAUACACUCUGCAUUCAUACAAACACACACUGUAAAUAAAUAUUCAAUUAAUAUAAAUUUGGGGAUCUAAUUUUAUUUAGAAAUUUACCAGUAGCUGCUGCAUUUCCCACCGUAGUCCUAUACUCGAGUCAAUAAGUUUUUUCCCAGUUUUUUGGGGUAGAAUUAGGGGUCUCGACUUAUAUUCGGGUCGACUUAUACUCUAGUAUAUACGGUGUGUUCAUUUAAAGGGACUAUAUAGGGUCAGGAAUAAAAACCUAUAUUCCUAACCCUAUAGUGUUAAAACCACCAUUUAGGUGGCUUGCCCCCUAAAAUGUAAUAAAACUUACCUUAUUUCCAGCGCCACGUGGGUCUGCCGGUGCUGGCCCUGCUUCAGAUCCGCUACCUUGUUGACCUCAUCAGAAUUUGUUUUCAGCCAGUCCAGUGAAAAUAGUCAAGGAGGCGGGAAUCAAUGCAUCGCUAUGAGGAAAGUUCAGCGUCUUCAUGGACAGUGUGCAGCACCUGCAGAGGCUAACUAAGAAAUGGCCACUGGGGGUGUCCCUAGGGGGCAAUGUAAACACUGGCUUUUCUCUGAAUGAAAAUCCCUGCAGGGAAUGAUUACUCACCAUAACAACUACAUUAACAGAUGAGUGUAAACAAACCACUAGUUGGCUGAUAAUGCCUACAGAAAGGUUAGUUCAUCUUAAGCUUUAAAGCUAAACUGCUUCUCAAUUAAUAUGUGGCCAACCUAGAUGUCUUGUGUAGUUGAACAGUAGCUAGAGAUAAUGAAGACUAUUUCUUAUUUUCAAGUUCAUGGAGACGUCUUCCUUUAGGAAAGCAUGCUUUAAAUAGAAUGCCCAGCAAUAGCAGUCUAACAUUAAUCUGGAAGGUAUGAAAUUGGCAUUGGUGGGAGUUGAGACAGGGCAAAGUUGAAGUAGAGGUCAUGUUAAUAAUUCCAUAUGUAACACUGGAGACCCUCAACAGCAGGAAACUGGCAGACAAACCUGGCAUGCGACAAAGUUAACAGGCCGCUCUGCAAGCCUGCCGCACGGAUUUCUAUGUCCAGAGUGUUGCCAGCAUCUUUUGUGUGCACUUUCUGCACAUAUUAUUGCCAAAUGAAUAAAGAAUUACAUGGAACGGUAGAAGAUAGGGAAAUCAUUACAUAUAUAAAAUAAAACAUAGUUAAUUACCUCUGUAUUUAAAUUGUAUGCUUUUAAAUUUGCAGUUACAGUGGAACACAGGAAGUGUCAAAAUGUCUGUAUAUCCCAUUAACACCUGCUUAAAUGUUAUGCACACAGAUGGAAAGCUAUUUAGUAAGUUAUGUAGGGCUUGUAUAGUCUUAUAAGAAUUAGUUUGAGUAAGAGGAAACGGGAGCUUGUGGUUCAAAAAAUUUUUUAAAAAAUUCUUUUCAAGGGUCUGGAGCUGUUGGACCAGAAUGAAGGAAGGUGGACAACCGUCUUCUUGCUCCUUAUAUGUUGUAGUGUCUGUGGUUCUUAGAUUGCCUCUUAAAAACUCUCCAUACUGGAUUUCAUACUACCAUAUUGGUUUAACUCUGGGCUUGACAAAUUUUGUCUCGUACUAGGAGUUAAAAAGGCUUCUGACCAUUAGCCAUGAUUCCCUGAUGCAACUUUCAUGAUAAACCUCACUGACCUUUGUAUCCUGUUCAGCACCCGCAAUGACACCCUUAUCACAUUUGGCAACAAUUACAUCACAUACUGUUUAUAUGUAACUGAUCCCACCAAUGUCUUUGGAAUUAUCAUAUUGUACUGGAUUUUCUCCCCAUACACCUUGUCUAGAUAGGCAAAAUGUAUUGUCAAUCACCAGCUAGCACCCACACUGGUUAGUGAAUAACUGUACUGUAUUUUUAACCAUGUGUCAUUCUUCACCUUCGUGUGAAGUUAUCACUGAACACAGAGCAUAAUGAGAUGUGAUAAUGUCUGGCUUCCAGCUUGUUCUAAUCUAAUGCAGCCUGCUGUGUCAUGCUUACAGAAUGGAAUUGGGAAUUAAGGAAUCCUUUCUCUGAAAUCUAGGGAAUUAUUUUAAAAAAAUGUUUUAGUUGCUAAAAUAAUUCUUUCUAUAAUUUUAUUGCUCUCAUUUUUGAUCAGGUGCUUCCCCCUUUCAGUUUUAAAAUCCAGUGGCAGCCAGUGAAAUCCCAAAGCUACAAAGUCACAUUGACUGCAGCUCAGCCAGUAUGUACUUGAUCCCAAUGGCUCCAGGUCUUCUCUACCUAGACACGAGUAAAAGGAAUUGGCAAAUAUAAGAAUCCAAUGUUGAGAAUCAGUUUUUUGUUUUUUUUCUCUCUACAUUUUUCCUAAUUAAUUUACCAUAAAACAUUUUGAUAUGUGAUUUAUUUUGCAAUAUUUGCUCUAUUCUGCAUUGGUGCUGUUACUUGGCACUUUCAGAUUGUCAUCAAUAAGAUGUUUUGGUCAUUUAAAAACAAAAAAAAUUGUUGUAGACCAUUAUAAUUUACCUGUGCAUGUUUUUCUGCAUUACACAAUCUUCUUUGUAUCAAAUGAUGCUGAAACUAUGUUUAAUCUUAUACAUAAAAAUAUACCUCUUUUAAUAUGUACCUUAAAACCAUACAGCUGGCAUUAUGAAAUCAGGAAAGGCGUAGUGUGUCAAAAAAAUAGUGUUGGGCAGUCUCCAAGCCUUCCAAAUAGGGCUACUUCUCUGCACAGCACAAAUCUCUAUCCCUCUCAAAAUAUUUUGUGAUGGAUAGGCCCAAUUUGGGACACAAAUCACAAUAUCCUGUAUUUUUACUCUUGUGUCUUGCUUCUGAGAUACUGGAUGAGCCAUGUGUUUUUUCAAACCUCUUAAACUGACAAAAAAAACCUCCAGUUUUGCAAAAAUAACUCCCCUUUUAAUGUAUACUAUACACUGUAGUAGUUAUGGUGCUGAGAAUUUUCAUUUGCAUCUUUUUCCCCCCUUUGUUUUAUUUAAGCAUAACAAAACAUUAUACAAUAAAAGAAACAAUAAAAAUAGCCAUCUGUUUUAUACUUAAUUUUAUUAGCUGAACUUGUCCCUUUAAAAAAAAUACAUGACCAUGAUUCUUCAAUUCUGGGCAUAUACACAAAAUUGAAUCUCAAUGCUAUUUCAGUGGUUAGCCAUUUUUGACAGCUGCCUAAAUGUCAUUUGUCCACAAAAACUUGUUUACUGCUGUAGUUUCCAACCAGUGUGCCGUAUCAUGCUGGGGUGCCCAUGCCACCUCUAAUUCUGUGAUUUCAAGGCUGUUAUAGGUUAAAUAUAUUUCAUCGUAUCAAUUAAAGGGAUGCUUUAAACAAAAAAAUAAUUUAGCUUAGUGAAGUGGUUUAGGUAUGUAUGUAAUCUAUGCCCCUGCAGUCUAGCUGCUCAAUUCUCUGCCAUUUCAGAGUUAUACCGCUUUGUUUAUGCUGGCCUAGUCACACCUCCCUUAGCUCAGGCUUUUUCACAUAAACUAGAGGCUGUCAUUAGUUUUAUAGGUUUUUGGUCAUAGAACACAAUUUUAAUUCCUAUAGUGUUCUGAUAUACCGGAAGUGCCAAUCUCCCAAUCAAGGUACAGUUUGAUUAAAAUAAUGUCAUUGUGCUAUUUUUAUAUAUAAAAGAUCACUGUCCUUUUAACAUAUCUCAGAAUCUUUAAGGCCACACAAAAUUUCCCAGCACGUAACUAUGUCUGCCUGCAUUUUGCUCAUGUUUUGGAAUUUCCAAAGCCUGCUGACACACAAAUAGAUAUACCUCAGAAUUGCUCAUCAGACCAGUAAUUGUUUCCUUCAAAUACAUAGACUUAAACAUACAAGAAUUACACUUGGUAUAUUUCUGUUAAAAAAAUAAAUAUCCAGUUGCAAAUUUGAUAUAUUGAGGGAUUUAUUUAUUUUUGGAAUAGAUAUUUAUGAUCUCACUUUACUUUAAUUAAAGUUGACUAUAGCAAAUUAAGUAGUAUGCCCACACCAGCUUAAUGUGCAUAAAAUUAGUGGCCUUUUGCUCCCUGCAAGUGGUGGUGGGGCUUCAAGGGUUUCAAGACGAACAAAAUACUAACGCUUGAAAAGAAUAAUAAAGAAAUAAGUCUGCAAUAUGUUACACAAAUUAUGCAAUAUGUUACCCUACACGAAUUAGGGUUGUGCUUAGCGAGUAAAUGUAGUAGUCGGCUGCCCAGGGCAAGAAGGAUAGCAUAACAACUAUUCAUGUUGUGGUUUAUUUUAUUUAUUUUUUUUAUUUUUUUUUCUCUCCUUCCCGUCUGUUUUUGUUUUUUUUGGUUUAUUUUUUUUCCCCUCUGUUAUUAAGAUUGAUGUAAAUAAAUGCAACAGUUUUUUUUGGUUUGGACAUUUGCUACUAGCUUGGUCUCGCAUCGAGUGGGUCGUUUUACUCACGCCCCCUGGCCGUUACAGGAAAUGUGGGUAUCCCUGAACAGGCCAUUACUUUAUCCUUUUCAAUAAGGGUGUAUAUGUACUUUAUGUUUUUUUUUUUUUUGGUGGUUUUUCUUGGUUGUGGUUUUUUAUUUUUUAUUUUUUACUACUUUGUGUUUUUUUUUUUAUUAUUUGAAGUCAGAGAGUAUUGCUGGUUAUUCUAGUUUUCUUUCUCUCAAGCGGAAGCACCGCAUAAAUAUUAGGAAUGCACAGGUAAUUAAUAGUGACUUAGGCCCAAAUAUGGUAAAAGUUUUAAGUUUUUUUUAGAUGCAACUGAAAAAUAAAAACACAUAAAAAGUAUCUAUGGAUACAAGAUUUAGAAUAUUUUAACAUGAAUGUUAAUGGAUUAAAUAGUCCACAUAAGAGACGGUUGGUGCAUCAGGAAUUGAGGAAAUCUAAGCCAGCUGUAAUAUGUUUACAGGAAACACACUUCAGAUCUCAAGAGGCCUUUAGAUUAAAAAUAAGACCAUACCCACAGGAAUUCCAUGCAUAUUCAGCUAAUAAAACUAAAGGAGUAGCAACUUUAGUACAUGCAGUUUGGGGUUUUCAAGUUAAUAUACAAUAUACAGAUGAGGCGGGACGGUUAUUAACAUUAAUGGGUUCCUUGAACGGGAUUGAAAUUACAUUUUAAUAAAAUUUUGAAAUUGCGUGUGGGUCAUUUGAUAGUAUGUUGCGAUUAUAACACAACUCUAGAUCCAACACUGGAUAUUUCUAGAACAGAAGAAAAAAGCCCUCAUCCCUUGGCCGUUAGUAAUAGUGAGAAACUAAGGAAAUUGAUAAAAAUUACGAUCUAUAUGACACCUGGCGAUGUCUCUAUCCAUUGGGUAAAGAUUAUACGUUUUAUUCUUCUGCACAUAUGCCAUACUCAAGGUUAGAUAUGUGCAUAGUAGAUAAACCUACUUUGAACAAUAUACUAGAAGUGCAUAUUGGCCUUAGAACUUGGUCUGACCAAGUUACAUUUCAAGCUAAAUACCCGGGACGUGGAAUGGGGUAGUGGAGAAUGAACGAGGCAGUGUUGGACGAUGAUAAAAUAUUUUUUAGAAGCUAAAGAGGCACUCAUUAAAUAUUUUCAGAAAAAUGACAAGGAUGAUAUAGCAGCCUCCUCGUUAUGGUUGGCACAAAAGGCUGUAAUGAGGGGCUUUUUUAUAAAAUCAGGGGCUAGCAGUAAAAAGAAAAUGGAUGCUGAACGUUUAUGAUUACUUCAGGUACUAUCUAAAUUGGAAGAUAAUAAACUUAAACCAAAUAGAUUGCAUGGUAGUCAAAAAGCUAAAGUAAGAAAGGAACUCUAUGUAUUGGCAUUAGCAGAAACCGAAAAAUAUAUGAGAGCAUUAAAAUUGAAAUUUUAUAUUCACGGCAAUAAAGCAGGAAAAAUGUUAGCUAAUAUGCUAAAAACAAAUUAUCUUCAAAAUAAAUCCCCUAUAUGAUCUCGAUGAAUAAUUGUAAAUUAUUUAACCCAAAAGAUAUUGUAGCUGAGUUGCCAAGUUAUUAUAGGAAAAUUUAUAAUUUAACGGAAGACUCAAAUAUAUUACAGCCUUCUAGCUCUGAAAUAGAGAAUUUUUUGGAGGAAGUAGAUCUUCCUAAAAUUUCAGUGAGUCAACAACAGAUGUUGGUGGAGCUAUUUACAGAAGACGAAAUAAGCAAAGCUUUAUUGGCUCUUCCCAAACAUAAAGCACCAGGGCCAGAUGGUUUUUCUAACUAUUAUUAUAUCAAAAUGGAACCAAUCCUGACACCAUUUCUUACGAAGCUUUUUAAUAGCUUUAAAACACCAAGUGCGUUACCGCCGGAAAUGUUAGAGGCAUUUAUAGUAACCCUUCCUAAGCCUGGUAAAUCACCAACAGAAUGCGCCAACCUCAGGCCCAUAUAUAAAAAUAUAUGCGAAAGUAUUGGCAUCUUGAAUAAAACCGAUCCUAUUGGGGCUUAUUUCAGAGGAGCAAGCUGGUUUUGUUUCAGGUAGACAAGUAGAGGAUAAUAAAAGACAUUAUAUUAAUCUUAUAGAAUGGGCAAACCCUAAUAAUCACCAAGGGAUUUUGCUUGCUUUGGACGCUGAAAAGGCGUUUGAUAUUUUGAAUUGGGGUUAUAUGGAGCAUGUCCUCCAGAAAUACAAUUUCCCAAAAUCCUUUGUGAACAAUAUUAUGGCAUUAUACUCAAAACCAUCAGCGACGGUUAUGAAUACUGGUUUUAUAUCCUUUAAAUUUGAGAUCUCAAAUGGAACACGCCAGGGGUGCCCACUUUCCCCAUUAAUUUUUAUAAUAACCUUAGAGCCCUGGAUUAGACACCUAAAACAACAUGCUGGUAUAUGUGGGUUAAAAACCCCAAUUGGGGAACAAAAAUGAGCUCUUUUUACUUUUAUUUGUAUCAAAACCUAAAGAAUCAUUAUUAAUUCAAAUUUUAAUCGAUACAGUGAUACCAAAUUUCCCUGAGUUCUAUCUUUUACAUAUAUACCAAGAUUGGUGUCGAAUAAAAAAUAAUGUAGUUAUUAUUCAUAUAUUAAUCGUUGCAAAAAUAAGCAUUGCUCAAAAUUGGAAAAAAACAAUCCCACCAAAUAUCUUGGAAGUGCAGGAAAGAGUAGACAAGCCGUAUCAAUAUGAGAGAAUACUAAAUAAAAUAGAAGGAAGAGAAGGUGGCCAUGAAAAAGCAUGGCAAGAUUGGUUAGCAUAUAGGUGUAAGGUUAUAGCAAAGGAGGAAUAGACUAAAACAGAUAUGAGGUUAAAGCGAGUACAUUAUUGCAUAUUAAUGAAUAGCUGAAAGAUUUAAGUAAAAAAUUGUUAAAACAGGACGAAUAUGCUGGGCAUUCCGCUUGUGAGUACGAACUAGUUGUCAAUGUCAAUUAUUUUUACUUUGCACACUUGUAUGAGUUGAAUCUAAGGAUUACAAAUGAAAUUAAGGCAAUAGCAAAGAAAAGCAAAAUUUUAUUUAUGUAUUUUUAUUUUAUUUAAUUUCAUGUUACUGUGUUUUAUUAUUGUUUUAUAAUUUAGGUUGUUUUUUCUGUGCAUGUAAGAAAUGAGAAUAAAAAAAAUUAACAUUUAAAAAAAAAAAAAGAUAUAUUGAGGGAUUGUGGAGACCUAAUGAAAUUAGUAAAGGAAAUCUAUUUUUUCCUGCUUGAGACUGUAUUUCCUUUUGCAGAAACUUUUUUCAAUUAUUUCUUUUUGCAAUUGCAACAGUGAACCUCAACUGCUAAACACACCCAUGUUUUAAUAUGUAUUUAUUUUGUUACUGUUGGGUUUGGUUACAAUUUACAAGGAAAUUGAUUCAAAAUGUGAGACCAAAAUACAGUGAGGGGAAAAAAGUAUUUGAUCCCCUGCUGAUUUUGAACUUUUGACCACUGACAAAGAAAUGAUUAGUCUAUAAUUUUAAUGGUUGUUGUAUUUUAACUGUGAGAUACAGAAUUACAAAAAAAAAAAAAAUAACAAUUGAGAAAAAUGCAAUACAAAAAAAGUUAUACAUUGAUUUUCAUGCCAAUGAGUGGCCUGUAGGACUGCACAUUUGAUUGGGCAUUCGGAGCAGAAACGUAACAUAAUGUUACUUCAAAGUAGGUGGAAUUAAUUUUUUUAUUUUUGCAUUGUUCUGCACCACUAAAAGCCAAUUAAUGCUAUAAUAUGACAUGUUGAAAAAAAUAUUAAAUAUAUAACCCAAGCGAGAUUACAGGAAAAACUCUAAACAAACCAUUUUUGGUUCUUGGAGCCUGUUCUCCUUUUGUGACUUUUGACUUUUUAGGAAUCUGACACCGAAGUAAUGAAAGAAAAUGUUACUCUUGUUCGCCUUUGUUUUGGAUAUAAAUUUAUUACCUUCAAGUGAAGACUCUUCCGGAAGAACAGGAAGAAACUGGGUCAGUCUGGGGAGAAUUGUUUCUCAUAGGCAGCAUAUUCAACCAAGGCUUCUUGGUUGCAUUUGCACUCUCUGGAAAUUGAAACAUCCUAUGUAUGACGGCUCCCAUAUUGACGCAAUAUAAUAAAGGCGGGUGCUCUUACCCUUAUUAUAUAUUGCAAGGAGUUGGGUUGUGUUGCAUAAGUUAUUUUGAAAAAAUUUUUUUAGACCUAAUAUUUUAUUUUGAUACUAUUUUUUUUUUUAUUUAUUUUUUUUAAAGCACCUCAGUCAUAUCCGAAUAUUUCAAAUGUAGCGCAGUUAUUUAAUAAAGUAAGAAAUGCUUGAAAUUAUCAGUAAAUGUCAAAUUUUAGACCAAAAUAAAUGGACUGGAAUCAUAGCCAACGUGGUCAAUAUUUCCAAUGCAGGUAAUUUUGCCAUAAAUGUAUAAAUUACUCUGAUAUUCCUAUUGACUGCAUUGGAAUUUAACAUAGAAAGGGUUAAGAGAAGGGUCCUGUUUAUAAAAGCAUUAGCUGAUACUUUGCUUUUGGCACACAUUGACCCUGUUUUUUUAGGCCUAGGCAUGUGAUUUCAGGAAGAAGCCGGUCAGAUCUUAGAAGUGCAGGUCAGCAUUAAGCUGCAGCUCAGAGUUCACCUCUCUCUGUGUCAGCCCAUUUUGUUCUCUCCACCCUCAAAACCCACUCCAGAUUAUGACAGUGUAACCUGAGACCAGCUCUGAUUUAUAUUUAGUUACUUCUUUGUGUUGACAUGCCAAAGACCUGACUCAGUAAAAAUAAGCAACUCCCUUUUAGAUGCUGUUUGUUUGUAAUAAAACACGUCAUCAAAAUAGAUUAGCAUUCAGUAUUUCUACUGGUAAAAUGCUUCUCCCCACUUUGGAGCAUUAAAGGUUUAAUCCAACCAAAGUAAGUGUUUUAAGAAAAUUCUGUUUUUGCUUAGAUUAAACCUUCUGUUUAGAUGCAUCCCUCCUCCCCCUGUUCCAAGAUGGCUAAUGGCACUGUCCAAGGUGAACUGGCUUCUCUGGCAGCAGAGAGGUUAAUCUUCAUAUGUGCAGCAUUUCCUAAAACACUUUACAGGUACUCCUCACUUAGCGACAGAGUUCCGUUCUUACGACCCGGUCGUAGAACGAAUUGGUUGGUAAGUGAGGAGUUAAGGUAUUCCCUCUAGUGCGUUCGUCUAUGUUCGGGGAAAUUUCCCCAAACCUAGAUGAAUGCAGCAGAGCAGGGAAUUUGUCUAAUCUCACAACAGCUGACACUUACCAACCCGCGAGAGAGCUGGUUGUAAGUGCGAGCCAUCGCAGAACAGGUAGGUCGCAAAAUGAGGACCACCUAUGCAUGCAGACACCAGGCAUAAUGUAUGUUGCCUUGCACUGAAGGGUUUGUGCUUUUAUUUGGUGCACCAACUAAAUGCCACUUUGCUAGCACACAAUCUAUUGUGCUUAUGGAUGGACUGAUUAUCGGUCUGGCCAAUAUUAUUGGCCGAUAUUCGGUAUUUUCAGCAAUAUCGGUAUCUGCCUAUAGAGAAACCGAUAUUGCCGAAAAUACAUACCAGGACAGCCAAGCCCUUGACAAGCCCUGCGGUCCUGGGGGGAAACUCGCAGCAAGCUCUUGCUUACCUUCCCAUCAGCUCCCCUGUCUAAAUCUUGCGAGUCCUGCGGCCUUCAGAGCGUUGCCACGGGUUACCAUGGCAACACUCCGAGCGGCACACAGGAAGCUGCUGGGAAGGUAAGUAAGAGCUUGCUGGGCCCCCUCUGCACAGUCCAUGCCACCGGACCACCAGGGAAUGCCAUAUCCCCCCACCCUGGCCAAAUAAGAAGCAGGGAGGGGGGACUAAAAAAAAAAAUAGACAUCCCUCCCCCCCCCAAAUUACAUACCUACAGAAACAUACACACACUACACAAACACUCUGCAUUCACUAUACACACACCAUACAAACACACUGCAUCCACUACACAAACACACACAGCUCCCCUGUCUAAACACACUGCAUCUACUACAUGUGGCAUGUAUAUUUUGUGCAUUUACUUUUAGAAAUAGUUUAUUUUCAAAAUGGUAAAUGUACAGAAUAUCGGUAAGCUAUAGGCCUGAAAGUUCAGAUUAUCGGUAUCUGCUCUAAAAAAAAAUCAAUAUCGGUCGAUCGAUUGCUCAUUAAAAAGUGCUCCUGGCAGGAAACUGAGCAUGGCAGUUCCCAUAGGUGUGGGUGGGGCAUCAUCCUAAUCAUUAAUGAAGUAGAACUCACCAUUGCUGCACUCCUGAUAAACCCCACUCCAAGUAUCAGUCACCGUCUUUGCAAAAUAUUCAGAGAACCCAGAAGGUUACAUAGAUGCUUUAAACUGCUCAAAAAUAGUUUAAACAUGAACGGAGGGACAAUGCAUGGGAACUCUCUGCACUAAAACCAUUUCAUGCCAUUAAAUUGGUUACAGUGCCUUGAGUGUCCCUUUAAUGUUAAUCUACAUGCUGUUAAAUUGUAUAUCUUUAUCUUAACGGAAAUACUCGCAUUAUUUUGGAGGACGACAGCCAUAUUAAAGAGACACUAUAGUCACCUAAACAACUACAGCUUAUUGUAUUCUGGUGAGGAGAAUCAUUCCCUUCAGGCGGUUUGCUUUUCAGAGAAAAUGCAGUGUUUACAUUACAGCCUAGUAAUAACUCCACUGGCCACUCAUUAGAUGGCUGCUAAAGCUGCUUCCUUGGGCAGUGCUGCACAUUGAGCAGCACUGCCUUACAGUGUCUCCACUCUUUGCAUGGAGACACUGAACUUUCCUCAUAGAGAUGCAUUGAUUCAAUUAAUCUCUGAGGAGAUGCUGACUGGCCAGGGCUGUGUUUGACUUGUGCUUGCUCUGCCCCUGAUCUGCCUCCUUGACCGUCUAUGCCAGUCCUAUGAGAAAGCACUGUGAUUGGCAGAGACCACUCCUUCUGAUGAUGUCAGCGAAAUUUCCCCAAACCUAGAUGAAUGCAGCAGAGCAGGGAAUUUGUCUAAUCUCACAACAGCUGACACUUACCAACCCGCGAGAGAGCUGGUUGUAAGUGCGAGCCAUCGCUGAACAGGUAGGUCGCAAAAUGAGGACCACCUAUGCAUGCAGACACCAGGCAUAAUGUAUGUUGCACUGUGAUUGGCAGAGACCACUCCUUCUGAUGAUGAUAGUUCAGGGGCAGAUCCAGCAGCUGCAUACUUAAAUACAAGUAAGAUUUUAUUAUAUUUAGGGAGGCAAGGGAGGAAGGGGCAGGAGAGCUAGAUGGUGAUUGUAACACUAUAGGGUCCGGAAUACAUGUUUGUGUUCCUGACCCUAUAGUGCUCCUUUAACACUUUUUAGGUUCAAGGCGCCCUUAAUAUUUCAGUAUUUUUACAAGGCACCCGAACUCAACAUUUCUAGGUUGUAUAUAUGUGCAGCGCUGCCGCAUUUACUGGCGCUAUAAUGUAAUGUACAGUGUUGGUGUUUGAAGGGGUGCUUGUAUACAUUUAUUGUGUUUUAAUACAAUGAUGUUUGUUUGUAAUGUUUGAUUGCAGGGGUGUGUCUGAAUGUAAUGUUCACUUUUAAAUGUGGAUGUACAUUUGUGUGAAGUAUUUGUGUUUGAGUGAAGGGGUAUGUUUGUAUGUAUGUAAUAUUUGUGUUGGAUUGCAGGAAUGUGCUUGUAUGUUGUGCUGGUGUUUGACUGCUUGGAUACAUACAUACAUGCAUGCAUACAUACACACACACACACACAACACACAGAUGUAUAUAACUAUACCAACAUAUAUACACACAUGCGCCCUGACACACACAAAUAUUAAUACAUGCCCACACCAUGACACACAUACACUGACCUAAAAAUACACACCCUGACACAGAUGCACAUACACAGAUGUGUGCACGCGCACCCAGACACAGAAGCACACUGACAUAUAUAUACACACACACGUUACUUUUUUUUUUUUUGAUAUCUCCAGCCACCCUCCUGAUAACUUACCUUAUGUGCCAGGAGGGUGGCUUAGUGUCCUGCUGCUGUGAGCAUGAGGGUUCUGGAGCUCUUCAUGCUCCUCUCCCCUCACUCUCCGGCUUCCUCCUCUCCCUCGCGUGCUGUCUCCCUGCAGGAUGCUGUCACUUCCUCCCAGCCAGCCGACAUUACAGGGGGCAGGUCAAGGCCUUAAAGGACGCGCCACUUGACCGGAUCCCUGUUGAGCAGUAAUGUUUCCCCGGUGCUAAAAUGAUAGCCGCGGCACACCGUUUGGGGGCUGCUGGGUUAUCUGGUUUUGUAGGAAAUAAUUGCUGUGUUUUAGGCUUAGAAAUAAAGCUGUGUGUGUGUGUGUGUGUGUGUAUUGUUUUUUUUAGUUUUUUUUUUACCUAUUCUAGUACAAGGCUGGAGAUGGCUGCAGUUUCAACAGUCUCUCUUUUUGUUCAAAGUUAUUAUUCUACAAAAUAUCUGUGUUGCAGUACAAAAUCCCGUCUUGCUUUAUUUCCGCUUAUGGUUGGAUCUAAUAAAAUGCCCACUAACCUGAAAAUUCCUACGUCAGCAAUGUGUCGUCUUGCCCCCCAUGGGAGUUGGUAACUAGUCACAAAACCUUUCAGCCUUGGAGUUCGUGGAAAAGGAAUACAGAGCACUCAAAAUCUCACAGGUCUAUCCUUGACGCAUGCAUACGUUACGCAACUGUUCUAUACACAAAGGAAAAUAAAUGUAAAAAUACAAAAAGACCAUCUAAGAUAUUUAAACAACUUGUGAUUUAUUUAUUUUUAUGAGACUAGGAAAACACAUUUUUAUUUUACUUUUAUAGACUCUAGCUCAAGCAUGCAGAUGAAAGAAAUGAAAGGAUAGUUGUUUUCAUUGACCUUCAGUGAUCCAUAAAUGCACUACUUGCUUAUAUUCUAUUCAUAGAUAAAAUAAAUUGUCAUUCUUGUAGCAGACGGGUAUUCUAGAUCGAUAUUUUUUUUUUUUUUUUUAUGAACUAUACAUUGAUGUGUGUUAGAAGGGAUGCAGUCCCUGGGUUAUUUAUGAAGCACAGAUUUGGUUUCCAAAUUUUACCUGAAAUUACAACUGUUAUUCACUAAAUGCAGGUCAAGGGUCACCGAAUGUGCUCAUUUAGUUCAGAGAAAUUUGUCUGCAUAAGAGUAAACCAAGACAAUCAAGAAAUGGCCAGAAUGCCACAAAAUGUGUGUUUUGGAUAUUUUUUUAAAGAGUGAAUCUUUACCAAGGCUGGAGGUAAAUUCUGAGGUUUUUGUGCAUCUGAAUGAAUAAAUGAAAGAUGUGUGUAUUGGGUGGGGUGGGUUAAGUCUCUUGAUAUUCUCACUUGUAUUCCCCCACAUAAUAAGCAGCACCUGCACCACUUUGUGAGAUCAUGUGGAUUUCACCCACCCACCCCCCUUUUUCCAUUUGAAAAUCUAAAUAAAACAACCCUUUACCUGCCAUUAUUCCACCACUGAGACAGUGUCUGCACAGCAGCCCAAUCCACCUCCUUUGUGGUCAUCUAGCAUGAUGACUUCACAUCCAGUGUCCAAUCAAAUGCAUAGUAGGCAAAAAUCACAUGCAUGGCAAGUGUCAUUUUCCUCCAAUCAAAUGCUUUUUGUAGAGAAGCAUUUAAUCCAGUGUUUCUCUAUAAGAAGUUUUGGAAGCAGCGACACCAUUUUCAGCACUCCCAGAGAUCACUGUUGUACAACGGAGGCACAAUCACAUCGGAGCUACCUGCAUUAUAGUAAGUGAACAUUCAACGUUCUCAUAUAUCAAUUCCAUCUAGUGACACCAUAGUGUGUGUGUGUGUAUAUGUGUGUGUAUAUAUAAUCUCUCUCAAAAUUCAAAUAGGUUAUGGUGGGGAAGAAUUGUGAUUUUUAAAUCCUCUUCCACCUGAAGUCUAAGGAUAGUUAAUACAAUGUUAAACAGCAAACACAGACUCAAAGGAAUCCAUGUUUAAAAUAGAAUGAGGUGAAAAUGUGAUCCUUUGUCAAACUAAUUUGCAUAUGCCCACCCAGAAUCCUUUGCAGUAGUAACAUCACUGCUGAUUUGUGAUUUCUGUGGGAAAAGCAAGUCUUAUGGCUUGACUGGUGUGCAGAUUUUUAACAUUGUAUAUACUGUAUAUAUUUCUUAAUACAAUUCUAGAAAUUGUAAGAAUACUUUAAACAUUUAUCGGAUGAUUGCCAUCCACUGUUUUGCGAUUCGGACGUUAUAUUUAUUUUAUUUGCUUUUUUUCCGUUUAAAAUUGAUUGUCAAGCAAUUUAUUGUACCAGUAAACUUUCCGUGUUACAUUUUACAUGUUAACCAAAACCCCCUAAAAAGUGCAGUGAUAUUAAGAGCCAUACCUAGAAAAGCAAAAUAGUAACCCUGUAUUUUUUGUUCUAUGUCUCCACCAGCUUGUACACAAAUUCAUGCACUGCAAAAAUAAAGAAUUAUAUAAAAAAAAAAAAAAAUUGAUUUUCUAUUUAACUUAUUUCAGUAUCCUAGCAAAAUGACAGGUGUUUUUCCUGUCAUGGGGUAAUAAUAUUUCACUGUUACCCACUCAUGCAGUGAUGACAUCAAGACCUAAAUGGUCAAAACAAUACUAGCUCAGAGGCUGUGUUGAUCAUUACAAUCUUCAUUCAGGCUCUUUCUUCUAACUAGAUUUAAAUAGUAUAUCUUAUUCCUCAGGGAUUAGCAAGUCGUCAUGUUAUUUAUAGCUGAUGUAGUUGUGUUUGCCUUUUGACUUUAAUUUGCAUAAGACGGUCUUAAAUCUUUCUGUACUAGAUAACUUAACAAUUCUCUGGUCUUUAAUAACAUUUCAAAGUUUAUUACAAAUUUAUAUUUAUCUCCCUAUACUUGCAUAUCUACUGAUGGAUUUCGCAUGACCAUGUAUAUUCUACAAAAACUGUGCAGCUUUAUUCCAUGUCAUAAUGUUGUGUGACUUGCAUUGCCUUCAAUCGCUAUCGUGGCAUUACAGGCCUGUUUUAAACCCUUUGCACAGCAAAAAUAAAGCCUUAAAAAAAAUAAAAUAACAAUUGUAUCUAAAUGCACUAUAUGCACAGAGAUUUCCAUUUUGUUGGACUUUGGACAGUUGUGGUGGUUUGGGGGGUGGGAGGAGGGGGGAACAUCUGAUAAAUGCAAAUUCUUAAAGGGAUACUUUACUCACUGCAACUACUACAUCUUGCUGUUUUCUUAAUAUUUGUAAAAAAAAAAAAAAGAGAUUUCAGAAGUGCUCCACCACUUACCAUCAGUGGAUUGGAGAGGCCACAGCAGAUUAAGGUACAAUAAAUAAAGGGAUACAAUAAAAAGAUCCAUUUUAAAGUUUGGGAGUUUGCAUUAAACUCCAAGGUUUUUGUAAGUGCCCUGAGCAUCUAAUAAACCUAGCAUAAUUGGCAGCGGAAAAUCUUCUGUAUCUUUUAGAAAUUAAUUUUAUGGUUUGUUAUGGAAGUUGAAUUGAUAUUUAUUUAGCGGUUAUGUAGAAUAGCUUCAUGCAGUGGCUGCAACACAGUAUAGGCAACCUAGGACAUAACUGAAGUCCAUUUAGUAUAUAAACCUCUCUGUUUACUGCUCAUUUAUUGAUUCAGAGAGAUGGCAUGGAAUAGUAUCUGUCACAUCUGCACAUCUUUUCUGCAUUGAAAACAUUCUGUAAAAUGUAACUGAGAUGAUUAACCCCUUAAGGACGGAGCCAAAUGUACACGUUGUUAACAAAACAAAAUGUAAACAAAACCUGGCAUUUGCGCUACAUGUCUGUCCAACCGUAAUACACCUCUUUCAUAGUAAAUGCAGCCACCCUUAUUAUAUAUCAUUUUAUUCAGGGGAAACAGGGCUUUCAUUUAAUAUCAAAUAUUUAGCUAUGAAACAUAAUUUAAUAUGAAAAAAAUGGGAGAAAAUACAAUUUUGUUUGAUUAGUUCUACAUGACAUUUUAACGGUCAGUGUCAUAAUACUGUUUGCUUUUACUGCAAUAAAAUACACAUAUUUGUAUUCAGUAAAGUCUCACGUGUAAGACAGUACCCCCUAUGUACAGGUUUUAUGGCGUUUUGGGAAGUUACAGGGUCAAAUAUAGCACGUUACAUUUGAAAUUGAAAUUCGCCAGAUUGGUUACGUUGCCUUUGAGACUGUAUAGUAGCCCGGGAAUGAAAUUUACACCCAUAAUGGCAUACCAUUUGCAAUAGUAGACAACCCAAGGUAUUGCAAAUGGGGUAUGUCCAGUCUUUUUUAGUAGCCAUUUGGUCACAAACACUGGCCAAAGUUAGCGUUAGUAUUUGUUUGUGUGUGAAAAAUGCAAAAAACGCCAAUUUUGGCCAGUGUUUGUGACUAAGUGGCUACUAAAAAAGACUGGACAUACCCUGUUUGCAAUACCUUGGGUUGUCUACUAUUGCAAAUGGUAUGCCAUCAUAGGGGUCAUUUUCAUUCUUGAGCUACCAUAGGGUCUCAAAGGCAAUGUAACCAAUCUGGCGAAUUUUAAUGUGAAAAAAAUGAAACGCAAGCCUUAUAUUUGACGCUGUAAGUUUUGAAAACACCAUAAAACCUGUACAUGAGGGGUACUGUUGUACUCGGGAGACUUCGCUGAACACAAAUAUUUGUGUUUCAAAACAGUAAAAAGUAUCACAGCAAUAAUAUUGUCCGUGUAAUGCUGUUUGUGCGUGAAAAAUGCAAAAAACGUCACUUUUACUGGCGAUAUCAUCGUUGUAAUACAUUUUACUGUUUUGAAACACUAAUAUUUGUGUUCAGCGAAGUCUCCCGAGUAGAACAGUACCCCCCAUGUACAGGUUUUAUGGUGUCUCGGAAAGUUAUAGGGUUAAAUAUAGUGCUAGCAAAUUAAAUUCCCUUUACUUUCCGCAUGGGUUGUCAGGCAGGUCCUGCUAAUUGUAAUUAAUUAAGAUACCUAAUUAUGUAAAAAUAAUACAUAAAUAUAUAUGUAGAAUUAAUAUAUGUAUAUAUAUACAUGUGUGUAUAUAUAUGUAUAUAUCUAUAUAAUUUUUAAAAAAUAUUUUUAUUUAUAUAUAGGUAUAUAUAUAUAGUGAUAUAUACGUAUAUAUUUAUGUAUAUAGAUAUAUUAUUUUGUUCUACGUGUAUUUUGAUAUAUAUAUAUAUAUAUAUUAAUUUCACAAAACAGUUAGAACGAAAUAACACACAUCUAUAUAUUUUUUAAUUAUUUAUUAAUUAUUUUUUUAAUUUUAUUUUUUAACGUAUUUACAUUUUAAUUUUUUUUAUAUUAUAUAUAAAUAUAUAUAUAUAACAAUAAUUAUAUAUAUAUUUAAUCAGUAUCAGUCUACGUGUAAUUUGAUAUUAAUAUAUAUAUAUAAUUAUAUAUAUAUAUUAAUAGUAAAAUACACCUAGACGGUGUACAUGUGUGUAUGUAUAUGUGUAUAUAUAUACUUAGAUCAUAUAUAUAUAAUAUAUAUAUAUAUAUAUAUAUAUAUAUGAUCUAAGUAUAUAUAAUUUUUUUUUUUUACACCAUUAACUUAUUUUAUUUUUAUUUUCAGCCAGCAGGGGGACCACCUGUCAUUACAGGCAGCCCCCCUGCCGGCAAUACAGAAGCCAGCUAUCCCCGGCCAUGUGAUUGUGGGGUCCUCGCUAGGACCCCACUCUCACACGGCCGGGGGGCUUCCUGGAGGACGGACGUGCCGCGGGGGGCUCCCUGGGAGUCCCCCCCACCGCGAUCGCCGGCGUGGGACCGCCGACGACCGGGUAAGUACCGAAAGACCGGAGGGCGUUUAGAGCCGCCUAUAAUAGGGCGUAAUAGUACGCCCUCCGGUCUGAAGGGGUUAAUUACCAAUCAGCAUCUCUAUGGAGAAUGUUAAGCGCCUCCAUUCAGAGCGCUGCACACUGUGGACUAAGACAUUUUAGUGGUCAUCCUGAGUGACCGCCACUAGAGGUGUUACUAGGCACUAACGUAAAAAAACUGCCUUUUCUCCAAAAAGACAGAUUUAAAUGGGAAAAGUCUACAGGGCUACAAUAAUAAGGUUAUUUCUAUUUUUCAUCUUUUAUUCUCAUUUUAUACCUGCAUGUUCCCUUUUAACCUCCAGGAAUAUUUCUCCUAAUGGCCCUUUCUAUUAACAAUAAUACUAGGACCACUUUAAGCAAAAUAUGGGAAAUACUUCCACUAUUUCGUUCUCUCCUAAUACUAAGCAUGUAUUAUAUAACGAUUAUGAUAAGAUCACUUCAAUGGUAACCUUGUCACAUCAUAUUAAAUAAACGAUACACUGUAACAUCAUGACACAAAUCUGUGUAUUUAGACUUCAGACUAUUAUUUAUUUAAUGAUUCAUAUAUUACAUCAGACACAACUGUAAUACAACCAGUAUAUUUACACACACGCAUAAAUUUCUAUUCACUUACUUUUUUCUAUUAAUUUUCUUAAAGUGGUUUUUUAGCGAUACCUAUAUUUAUUGCACUAUAGAAAACAGUUCCAUAUACUGUAUUUCUAUUUUAUGUGGUUUAUAUCUUUUUCUAUAAAGUACAACAUCUGGUGGAUACUUCAUUUACUCUGCUCUUAGCAGAUUUAAAGAUGUACACACCAUACAUAUUUGCAGCACCUUUCUCCUGAGUUGCUUGAUCUACUUGAUUUAAUUUUAAUAUUGGUAUUAUCACACUUAAUGUCAAUUUUAUUAUAACCUCAAUAUUAGUGACAUCAUAUUCAAAAGCCUUUUUGGUAAACCAGCUCAUGGAACAAUCACACCAAUCUUAGGGUGUCAUUUCUACUACUAUAUUUCUUUUAGACAGGUUUUUGGUGAACUCCUGUCUGUAUCCAGUUUUGAGCAUUAUACCCUCAUCCCUGUGUGUUGCAAGAGGCAUACCAGACAUAUAUUUAUAUAAACUCUUAACUACAUCAUUAUUUGAUUUUAUUAAUUAUAAUUCGAGGAACCUGCCUGACAACCCAGGCAGAGAGUCCAGAGAAUUUAAUUUGCAAGCCCUAUAUUUAACCCCGUAACUUUCCAAACACCAUAAAACCUUUACAUGGGGGGUAUUGUUAUACUUGGAAGACUUUGCCGAACACAAAUAUGAGUUUUUAAAAAGUAAAACUUCUCACAACGAUGAUAUCCCUAGUAAAAGUGCAGUUUUUGGUUAUUUGUGGCUAGGUUGCUACAACAAAAGAUUGGACAUACCCCAUUUUGAAUACCCUGGGUUUUUCUUUUUCAAGUGGUAUGUCAUGGUGGGGUUAAUUUUCAUUUCUGGGCUGCCAUAUAGUCUCAAAGUCAACAAAGCCAAUCUGGCAAAUAGCAAUUUACAAAAAAAGAAAUUGGCAAAUCUUGUUUGACCCUGUAACUUUCCAAAUCACCAUCAAACCUGGACUUGUGGGUACUGUUGUACUCGUGAGACAUUAUCCUACACAAAUAUGAGUGUUUUAGAGGCGUAAAAUGUAUUAUACUGAUAUCAUCAAUUAAAUGGCAGUUUGUGUAAAAAAUGCAAAAAAAACCCCCCAAAUAUAAAAGCAAAUUUUGGCCAGGGUUUCUGACUAAGUGGCUACUAAAAAAAAGACUGGACAUACCCAAUUUUGAAUACAAUGGGUUGUCUACAUUUACAAAUGGUAUGCCAUGAUGGGGUUAAUUUUCAUUCCUGUGCUGCCAUCCGCAGGGUCGGCCUUAGGCCAUUAGGCGCCCUGUGCGAAAAGUCUUCACGGUGCCUGUAUACAGUCACACAGUUACAAGCAGACAGUCAGACACGCUCAGUUACAGAGAGUCACAGAGCUAAACACACAGUUAAAGGCAGACAGUCACACACACAGUCACACAUACUCCACUGCAAGCAGACAGGCAUGCAGACACUCACGCACGCUGAUAGGCACACACACUCUGUAAAAGGCAGAUAGUCACACCUACAGGCACACACACAAUUGGAGUCACACAAAAACAGGCAGGCAGACACACACACACACACGCGCGCACACACACUUACCUUUUUCCAUUAUGGUUGGAAGGGGGAGUGGAUGCAGUUGGUUGUUGGGGAAGCAGGGACUCCUUACCUCUUCCCGUGCAGCAGUUACCAGGGGCUUCGGGUAUGUAUUAGCCCUGCCUCGACUAUUUAAAAAAAAAAAAAAGUGUUUUUUUUACUCUUUUUACAAUUUUUUUUUUUUUUUUAUAUACCGCGAUCUGCAGGAGGUGAAGACAGUGACAGUCAUUAGAUAUUUCACAAAAACUUAAGCGUGAUCGUCACACUAUUAAGAGAUUUGUGGCUGAUUCAGAGCACAGACGGGUUUGUGCAGAUAAAGGCACAUUGAGGAAGAUUUCUGCCAGAUCCAUGCAUCGGAUCAAGAGAGCAGCUGCUAAAAUACCAUUUACAUAGCAGCAAACAGCUGCUGGUGCCUCUGGAGUCCCACAGACAUUGAGGUGUAGAGUCCUCCAGAGUCUUGCAACUGUGCCUAAACCUUCUAUUCGGCCACCACUAACCAAUGCUCACAAGCAGAAACGGCUGCAUUGGGCAGAAAAAUACGUGAAGACUUAUUUUCAAUCAGUCCUGUUCACUGAUGAGUGCCGUGCAACCCUGGAUGGUCCAGAUGGAUGGAGUAGUGGAUGAUUGGUGGACGGCCACGCUGUUCCAUCAAGGCUGCAACGUCAGCAAGGCGGUGGUGGAGUCAUGUUUUGGGCUGGGAUCAUGGGAAGAGAGCUGGUCGGUCCCCGAAGGUGGAAAGAUGACCUCUGCAAAGUAUGUGGAGUUUCUUUUUUUUUUUUCUUUUUUUUUACUCAACAGAUAUAGCAAGUAAGAAUCACCGUUUGGGCUUACGCAGAAGCCAGUUUGAAUAUAAUUCUUGAUAUAGUCAUGCAGUUCAAACAUAUACAAUAUGUGCCCAUGCUUGAUGAAACCAUUAGGGCCUGCUGUUCGUUAAGGGUUUUUAUAUAUGUAAUAUAAUUCCCUAAUGUUUCGGUUCGACAGGAGUAAUCAAUUGUGCAUUAGUAAUGUCGCUUGCGCAGAAGCAAACUUUGGUAUAACAUUUAUUUGUACAAUAUGUUUCAUUUGAAUCUUGUGGUAUUUUUCUUGACAUCUUUAACGUCAGUUUCCCGUCGAGAGUUUUAUAUUUUCAGGCCUUUAGGUAUAUCAAUAGGAGUCUUAGUCCAAGAUCUGUAUUAUAUUUCUAGGUCUCCCAUUUCCUUCGUUACGUUGACCAUGCCUGAAGAGGUUUAUAUACUAAAUAUAUAUUAAAUCAGGAAAGGAAUCUUCCCGUUAAGAGUCAGGAAGUGAGAGAAAGGAGAUUAGAGAGACUGAGUAGAUAGUACGAAGUAAAAGGAAGUAAGAGAGUGGGUGCAGCAUCCGGGAAGCGGCGAGAGAAAGAUUAGGGGAGCGAGAGCCGGGGGGACAGAGGGCACUUCCAGGACCCCUUAUGCCAUGUGUGAUGAUUUAAUCCCCCGGUCGGAGGAGAUCCCCGUUACUAGGUCACCUUUACUUCUCCUUUUCAGUCUUAUCUGUCUUCCCUGGAUCCCACUACACUAUUAUCCCAUGGCUCCCAAAGUCUUAGAAAUGUUUGUCGAUCCCUUCACUCUUGCUGUCAGGUCGUCCAUAAUCCUACAUUCGCGGAUCCUGGACAUCACUCCAGGAAACUGUGGUCCGUCUGGUGAUAGCCACCCAGUUGCUGUUCGUCGCGCGCUUAGUUAUUUUAUGGAUUAGUUUAUGCUCUCUCCUGGUCCAUCCGUUUAUAGACCUAUUUAGUAGGUAUACCCACGGAUCUCUAGCUAGGGGCCUGUUAAAUAUUUGUUUCAGUAGGUCUUCAGUUGCUUUCCAAAAUCUAACAAUUUUUGGGCAUUCCCACCACAUGUGAAGGUAAGUAUGUGGAGUUUCUGACUGACCACUUUCUUCCCUGGAACAGAAGGAAGAACUAUGCUCUCCGUAAUAAAAUCAUCUUCAUGCAUGACUAUGCACCAUCUCAUGCUGCAAAGAAUACCUCUACAUCAGUGGCUACUAUGGGGAUAAAAGGAGAGAAAGUCAUGGUGUGGCCUCCCUCCUCCCCUGACCUCAAUCCUAUUGAGAACUGUUGGAGCAUCCUCAAGCAAAAGAUCUAUGAGGAUGGGAGGCAGUUUACAUCCAAACAGCAGCUCUGGGAGGCUAUUCUGACAUCUUGCAAACAAAUUCAAGCAGAAACUGUCCAAAAACUCACAAGUUCAAUGGAUGCAAGACUUGUGAUGCUAGCAAAUAAGGGGUCCUAUGUUAAAAUGUAACAUAAAAUGUUUAAAAAGUUUAAAUGUUUUUAUAAGUUUGAUUGAAAUAGCUUUUGAUUUCAGUAAAUGUGCUGCAAACACAACAAAUGACAAUUUUCAGUUUUUUACAACCUAUAAAGUGUUUUGAAACUUACUGUGCGUAAUAAUUUGGAACAGUGCAUUGUACGUUUUUUAUGUUUUAAAAAAAUAGUGUUAUCAUUAGGAGGUUUGUUCAAUACAAUUUGAAUUGUAAUCUUAAUAGUUGAGAAUUAUGCUGACGGUUAUUUGCAUCAGUUAUUUAGGUAAAUGAGGAAAAUAUAAUUUGCAUAAUAAUUUGGAACAGAGUGUGUGUAUGUAUAUGUGUAGAGAUAUAUAGAUAUAUAUAUAUAUAUAUAGUGUGUGUGUGUAUGUCACUUUAUUAAUUACAAUUUGCGGGACGUGCCUGACAACCCAGGCCAAAAGUAUAGGGAAUUUAAUUUGCUAGCCCUAUAUUUAACCCUAUAACUUUCCAAGACACCAUAAAACCUGUACAUGGGGGGUACUGUUUUACUCGGUAGACGUCGCUGAACACAAAUAUUUGUGUAUUUUGUUUCAAAACUGUAAAAUGUAUUACAACGAUGAUAUCGUCAGUGAAAGUAAAGUUUUUUGCAUUUUUCACACACACACGGCACUUACACUGACGAUAUUAUUGCUGUAAUACUUUUUACUGUUUUGAAAGACAAAUAUUUGUGUUCAGCAAAGUCUCCCGAGUAUAACAGUAUCCCUGAUGUACAGGUUUUAUUGUGUUUUUAAAAGUAAGAGUCAAAUAUAAGGCUUGCGUUUCAGUUUUUUCACACUGAAAUUCACCAGAUUGGUUACGUUGCCUUUGAGACCGUAUGGCAGCCCAGGAAUAAGAAUUACCCCCAUGAUUGCAUGCCAUUUGCAAAGUAGAAAACCCAAGGUAUUGGGGUUUGUUCAGUCUUUUUUAGUAGCCACUUAGUCACAAACACUGGCCAAACUUGGCGUUCAAAUGAGUUUUUUUGUGUUUUUCACACACAAACAAAUAUUAACGUUAACUUUGGCUAGUGUUUGUGACCAAGUAGCUACUAAAAAAGACUGGACAUAUACCCCAUUUGCAAUACCUUGGGUUGUCUACUAUUGCAAAUGGUAUGCCAUCAUGGGGGUAAUUCUCAUUCCUCUGAUACCAUACAGUCUCAAAGGCAAUGUAACAAAUCUGGCGAAUUUCAAUGUAAAAAAAACUGAAAAAUGUAACAUGCUAUAUUUGACCCUGUAACUUCCCAAAACACCAUAAAACCUGUACAUAGGGGGUACUGUUUUACACGUGAGACAUCGCUGAAUGCAAAUAUGUGUAUUUUAUUGCAGUAAAAGCAAACAGUACUUUGACAUUCCCAGUUAAAAUGUCACGUAGAACUAAGAACAUUUUUAAAAAUCUUAUUUUCUCCCAUUUUUAAAUAUUUUAUUCAUAUUAAACUAUGUUCCAUACCUAAAUAUUUGAUGUUAAAUGAAAGCCCUGUUUCCCCUGAAUAAAAUGAUAUAUAAUAAGGGUGGGUGCAUUUACUAUGAAAGAGGUGAAUUACGGUUGGACAGACAUAUAGCGCAAAUGCCAGGUUUUGUUUACGUUUUGUUUUGAUCACAACGUGUACAUUUGGCUCAGUCCUUAAGGGGUUAAAUUGCUAUGUGUGUCAAAAAAAGUCUCCAAUUGUUUUUUUUGUUUUUUUUUAAUUUGGCAUAGAUUGGUGGUAAAAAAUGGUUGCAUGAAGAGACAAAAUACCCCAAGUUUAAAACCUUAGGUUGUCUUCUUUUAAAAAAUAUUUACAUGUGAAGGGAUAUUCAGGGAUUCCUGACAGAUAUCACUGUUACAAUUUAACUUUGGUUAAUUUUGAAAAAACAGUUUGGAAAUGGCAAAGUGCUUCUUGUAUCUGUAUGGUAUCUCAGAAAAACCAUUUAAUGUGGCUAAAAAACUGUGUAUAUAAUAUGUGUGGGUGCAGUAGAUAAGUAAGAGGAAAAUUACAGCUAAAAACAAACACCGCCAAAAUGUAAAAACAGCCCUGGUCAUUAACGGUAAGAAAAUUUUUUUUUGAAAAACGGUCUGGUGAUUAAAGGGUUAAACAAGAAUAACUAAAAUCAGAUAAAACGAAUAAGCUAAAACUAAACCUUAUUCAGGAGCCCAGGCUGAUUAGAUACUUUGUCAAAACGUCUCUUUAAGAAAAUCUACGGUGUGUGCGUGUGUGUGUGUUUGUUUAGCCUGUAUUUCUCUUGUUUAUCUUGUUCACAAAAAACCAUAAUCACGCAUAUGUAUAUUGUUUUCUCUCAUGCUAUGUGUAAUUAUUGAAACGUGUAUUUCACUCCGCAUAAAGAAUGGGGAAAAAAAGAUCUGGAAGGGGUGCUGCAUGUAGACUUCGGGUGAGAGGUUAAGUAAGUUGGUGUAGAGUGGAAGAGGCUGACUAAUAUGGAGUGUUAAAGAUGGAAUAAUGACAGAAGUAUGAAAUAAGAAAAUUUAGCUGGCAUAAAGUAAGUGUAUUUUGUGUGAGUAUGUAUAUGUUUAUUAGUUGGGGAAACUGUUUGAGUAAUCUGGGCUCUACAGAGUACUUAAAAAAACACGAAUCAAAAACAAUUAGGACAGAGGCAAAUUAAGUGAGGAAAAAGUAAGCAAAAACAAUGUUUUGGCACUUUAAGAUCUGUUUUGGCUCCUGCAGAAAAUUGAACGCCUGUGCUAAAGAACAUACAGUAAAUUACUUCCUUAUUUGUCACACUGCUGAAUUAUCAUCUGCAUACAGGAAUUAAAUGUUAUCGUGACAUUCAAAGGAUGUCAAAAGUCUCCUCCUGACUGUCACAAGACACCUUGGGAGUUUAGACAGUGUGUCGCACAGUGUAGUGGGAUGCUCAGUUUAUCAGUUCAAUCGCCCCUCUACCAUUCCCCCCCUUGUUUUUUGUUUUUUGUUUUGUUUUGUGUUUCAUCACUUGCCUCCUAGUUAAGUAGUUUCUGGAACUCUGAGAUGAAUGGAAAGAUCAAGUGAUUGGCAGCUAUAGUUCAUUUAGCAGAGGCUUCCUCAAACUCCGGCCGUCCAGAUGUUGCUGAACUACAAUUCCCAUGAUUUUAUGAAUUAGGCUGAGAAUCAUGGGAGUUGUAGUUCAGCAACAUCUGGAAGGCUGGAGUUUGGGGAAACUUUUAGCUAAGUGCUCAGGGUUAAAAUGCAAUAAUCGACUAGAACCUAGAUAAUGGAGUGUUAACGUAGUAGAGUGGGAGUGGGUUAAUGGACUAUUUAUGUUCAUGAAUAUAGUUAAUUUGAAAGCUAUGUCAUUGUGCUAAUAAAAAUGUUGCAAUUUAAUAACAAUUAUUUUAUUAAGGUUCUAAGACCAUAUUUUUAGUUUGAUCCUGACCAGUUUACCGUUUUCAAUAUGAUCAUUUUAUUGUUUUUCUUUUUUCUCCACCAGUAUGACUUGUGCUUGGUAUUAUUUUGCUAACUGCCCUAACCUGGCCAUGAUGUUACCAUGACUCAUAUAUGUACUUUACCAUGCCACUAACUGAAAUAAAAAUAAUAGAAUUUAUGACCGCUUUAUGUAAAUUCUUUGCACUUACUCCAUGUAUUCAGGUGGUUAUAUAUAUUUUUUGUGUUUUUUAUGCAGCUACAAAAUGAAGAGGAACCUGUAGAAAAUCCCCAGGCAGGAGUAGAUGCUCCUCCACCCUACAGCAGUAUUGCUGGGGAGAAUGCAGGUGAGUAAAAAUUCUUGUCUUCAAAUGUCUUUCUCAAAAUGCAGGGAUCUGCUACUUUCACAGCUACUUAUGCAGAGACCAGCAAGCAUGUUGAUAUUUUUUCCACUUCUCUACUUUCAAUUGGAGUGCAGUGUGUGUUCAGAUAUGCACAACCGCUUUAGGAAGCAGUACAGAUAUGUUCAGCAGGGUAUGCACUUGUGUACUGGGCUGUUUCUUAUCGAUGACAAAAAUAUGAAUUAAACAAUGCACCGUUGUUUGAUAACAACACAAUCAGAGAAAUGAGAACAGGCCGUAAACUCGAGAGAACGUGUUGCAGGACACAUGGUCCUGAGGAUAAAGCCACUCUAACUAAACAUCUAGACAAAUAUCAUUUCAAGAUAAUCAGAAUAAAAAAAUCUUAAUUUUAUCACUCUAAAUUGCACUCUCCCACAAUAGACCCAGGUAACUGUUUCGCACAGUAGAAAGGCUCUGCAACCCAGCAUGCAUGCAUAUCCCCACCAACUUCUUCAGAGACAAUCCGACCUUCUAUCACAGCAGGCCAAACAGUUACACAACAGAACCACUACAAUGGAAUGCCAAAUUGCCCCAGUUUAUGGUCCACUUUUACAAAUGUGGAUUUAGAUGGAAAAGAACCAUGCAAAAGUUACACCCUACUACAUGUGACUUAGACCCUGCUCCAACUCCGCUUAUAUCUGCAUGCAUUAAAACACUCACCCCAGCUCUCACAAAAACAGUGCAGUGUUCACUAAAAACUGGAGACUUCCCAGAUCCUCUAAAAGAAGCUGUGGUAAAACCACUCCUAAAGAAACGUUUGUUAGACCCAGACAGCUAGGCUAAUUACAGACCAAUAUCCAACUAUCCAUUUCUGGGGAAAAUAAUAACUCAACUGGAGACGCAUCUAUCAAGCUUGAGCAUCUUUGAUCCUUUCCAGUCAGGUUUCAGAUGCCGCCAUAGCACUAAAGCAUUGCUAAAUUAUCUCCUUAUGGCGAGAGACAAAGGUAAUUACUCCAUCCUAAUCCUCUUGGAUCUCUCAGCUGCAGUUGACACCAUUGACCAUUAGAUUUUAAUAGAGUGCUUGCAGCACAUCCGUUGUCUAGGAGGCACAGUCCUUAACUGGUUUGAAUUGUUCCUCACUGGUAGAUCACAGAGAGUAACAUCAGGAUCAAGCUCAUGAGCACCAACAGAACUGGUCUGCGGAGUUCCACAAUGAUCUAUCUUGUCUCCCUUGCUCUUCGCAAUUUACUUGCUACCACUGGGGGACAUCAUUAGGUAACAUGGCCUAAGGUAUCAUUGUUACGCUGAUGACACACAACUCUACUUCUCCUUUGCUCCAGAUACCACAGACCCAACAUGCCGCAUCAUCGGUUUCUUAGCAGACCUCCUAGAAUGGAUGAAUGCUAGUUGUUAAAGUGAACUCUAAGAAAAAAAAGUUACCUGCGCUCUUUACACAUCCCUAUGUAUUUUUAAACAAAUUUAGGUUUUUAGUUACCUCCAAUGGCCAUGAGAGGGUAAGCCCACCUGCCACAUCAAGGCAGACCUCUUAGGUGGGUCCUAACUCUAACCAUUUACCUUGCUUCCUUGAGCUUCUGGCAAAAAUAUCUCUAAUGAGACAGAAAGGGGUAUUUUUUAUAUACAUCCCUACAUGCUUAUUAACCCUUAAUAGGGAACACAUGGGAUGGGCAGCAGCAUUGCAUGCUAGCUGUGUGAUACAAAAGUGAAUACAAAUACAAAGAAACAAGUCCUGCGCUCAAACUCCCAUUACUCAUAGGCGGCAGCAAUGACUAUAGUACACCAGCUAAAAUACAUAUAGUAAAAACCAAAGAAAAAAGUUACCUGCGCUCUUUUCACAUCCCUAUGUAUUUUUAAACAAAUGGAGGUUUUUAGUUACCUCCAAUGGUUACCUCCGAUGUGGAAAGCACGCAGGUAACUUUUUUCUUUGGUUUUUACUAUAUGUAUUUUGGCUGAUGUGUACUAUGGUCGUUGCUGCCACCCAGGAGUAAUGGGAGUUUGAGCACAGGACUAGUUUCUUUGUUAAAUUGAACUCUGACAAAACAAAGUUACUCUUGGUGAGGGCACCCAGUCUAAAAAAAUAUCCCAUGAUCACCCAACUGGCUUGGAGCUUGGAGGCUCUGAACUCAUCCGUUCAUGAAAGGUACGAAACCUCGGAGUGCUGAUUUACUCUGGACUAUCAUUUAAACAGCAGAUUUCCUCUGUAAUAAAAUCUGCCUACUUUUAUCUGAAAAACAAAGCCAGGAUAUAACACUUAAUUCCACCGGAUGAUAUGCCAAUAUUAAUCCAUGCAUUUGUAUCCUCUCGGCUAGAUUACUGCAAUGAACUUUACUUGAGCCUCCCAGAAAAAGAACUCCAUUGCCAUCAAAUUGUACAAAAUGCAGCAGCCAGACUACUGACCAACCAAACUCGCUCCUGCCUCAUAACACCUGUUCUCCACUCCAUGCAUUGGCUUCCAAUUAAAUGGUGAACACAUUUUAAAAUUGGCCUGCUAACCUUCAAGGCCCACAGUACCUGAAAGUGCUCCUGACACCCUAUAUUCAAUCUCGUUUACUUCGGUCAGCCAGCAAAUCUAUCCUGUCAGUGCCAAGACUAAAGACCGACUCAGGUUCCAGGGCAUUCAGCCACGCUGCCCCUACCUUCCAUAACUCUUUACUGUGCGCAAUCAGAGAGGCACUGUCCAACUAUAAAAAAACGAAAAAAAGCUAAAGGCCCACCUCUUCCAUCAGGCAUUCAGUCCACUCAUCUGACCUUCAGAAACUCCCAACUCUUAUGUCUUUGUUUUUAUACUUGUAAAGUGCUUUGAGUCUCACAGGGAGAAAAGCGCUAUAAAAAUCGCAAAUAAUUAUAAACCUUCAUGUGCAAGUAGUUACCAGUGCAACAACAGCUUAAAGGACCACUAUAGGCACCCAGACCACUUCAGCUCAAUGAAGUGGUCUGGGUGCCAGGUCCCUCUAGGGUUAACCCUGCCUGCUGUAAACAUAGCAGUUUCAGAGUCUGGGUUUUAGCUUAAUCCAGCCUCUAGUGGCUGUCUCAUUUCUAGAGGUGCUUCCGCGCUUCUCACUGUGAUUUUCACAUUGAGAAGACGCCAGCGUCCAUAGAAAAGCAUUAAGAAUGCUUUCCUAUGUACUGACUGCGCGCACGGCUCUUUCCGCACAUGCAGCCGAUGACGUCCAAAGGUGGAGGUGUAAGUGUUUAACCCCUUCCUCCAACGUCAGCCCGGCGGGAGGGGGGCCAUGAGGGUGGGGGGGGACCUAUUAAUACUACAGUGCCAGGAAAACGAGUUUGUUUUCCUGGCACUAUAGUGGUCCUUUAAUGUAGUUGUUCUGGCAUCUACUGCCUGUUUCUGCAGGUAAACACCUCAUUUUCAGAGAAAAGGCAGUGUUUACAUUGCUGACUAGCAACACCUCUAGUGGUAGUCACUCAGAUACUAGAGGUGGUCAGCAUGGAGAUACUGAACACUCCUCAAAGCGAUGCAUUGAUCCAAUGCAUCGCUAUACAAGUUGAUACUGAUUGGCGCGGUGCUUUGCCGCACAUAAGCAAUUGCAUCCUACUGAUUUUCUGUAUGAAAACAUUGGAUUGCCUUCUAUCACUAAAUUUGAUCAUUUCAGGCAAAGAGGCAGUGGGGGUGGGGCCAGCCAGGAGGAGAUGUGUGCGGCACUGGAAAAAAGGUGAGUAACCUCUUUAAUGGGGGCAGGGGUGCCUGGAACAUUAAUUGUUCUUUUAAACCUAUAGUGUCAGGAGUACACAUUUGUAUUCCUGACACUAUAGUGUUCCUUUAAGGUGAGUGAGACCUUUCAUUUUAUUUAUUUUUGCUCUGUUGUGCUCUUUUGAUUUCUGGGGAAAGAUAUGCAUUCUGGAAUCUCUGCAAAUAAAUGCUUUGACAUUAAAGAGUUACUCCAACUUUUUUUUUUUUUUUUUUAAAUGUAUUUAUUUUUUUUAAAUCCUGUUGCCCAAUACUAAAAUGAGCUAUAACUACACUCCCCCAUCUUAUAUAAGUUAUUGCAAGGUCCAAUAAAAGCUUCUCCUGACAAAUUAAGAACAGUGUAAAGCGGGAAGAGCUUGUCAUGGGGUGACAGUAACCCUUCACAAAAUGGAUGUCUUUUGACUUUAUGCUUUCUUGUAUCAUAGGUGCCUGCAUAUCUUGACAGUUUUUUUUUUGUUUGUUUGUUUUUUUAGGUAGAAAUAAUGUUUAUUUCCUUCUUACAUAUGUUUUUAUAAAUUUGUUUUACUUUAUUUGAGCUUUUAAAUGGUAACAUGCUUCGUUUUACUAGUCAAGAUUUUCACAUAAUACUCAUUUUUAUACUCCUCUUUCACAAGCAUUCUUCGAUUACAAAGACGAGCCAGGUUUCCCAAAGCCUCCCUCAUAUAAUGUUGCCACAUCACUUCCCAGUUAUGAUGAAGCCGAGAGGACCAAAGCAGAAGCCACCAUACCCCUUGUCCCUGGAAGAGUAAGUAUUCAAUUGUUGUGCUUUAAAUUACUGAUUGUGCUUUAUACAUGAGCAAGCCCAGUUGGAUAUACUGGCAACCCAAUGAAGUGGUUACAUUAUAAAUUCCCUUUGAUAUGCCUUGACAUUACCGUCAGACAUGGCUAACAUAACCUUUCUACAGAAUUGCAAAAAAACAACAACCCAGCAAACUUAAAAUAGCAGGAUUAUGUUGAACAUGUCAUUUUCUUUUUGAUGUGAUUUGCCCUUACACAGCACAGAGAAAGAUUGGAUGCGUUUGAUGAUUUCUUUCCAGUGUCGUCGGAGGUAUGAGAAGUGUUUUAGUUGAUUCCUAGAUUUAAAGUUGUUUUUAAUAGAUCUCACCUGUUGUAGGUACUGUAGAUUAGAUUGCCAUUAUAUAAGAAGCAGUAUGUAGUAUGUAGAUGGUGACUUUACUCUUUCUGGCUGGAUAUUGUUUCAUUUGUACAAAAUUUAUCUUUGGCUACUAAGAUUAUCUAAUUUAUAAAUUUUUAUUUCCUCCUCUUGCUGCUUUUGCAAUGUAAGGUGACGUUCAUACGAACAAGGAAUCUUUAAUUCAUGCAUUUUUAAUACUUUAGAUGUAUGCAAACCUUGUUUUGAAACAUAUCCUUGAGCUGUGAUCUUCCACAUCAUUCAGAAAGUGUCUGAGAUCUCUAAACCAGUUCUGGACCUUUCCUGACUUUCUGUGCAAGUGUUAGCAUGUGUAUGUGUGCAUGAUGUAGUAUUCUUGGCCAUUUUGUGUGCAUGAGAAUGAAACUCAUGUGAAAAUGCAGGAUGGUGAAUGCAUAUCGGUUGACUGUUUCUACAUGAGUGUUUCCAAUGUCCCUUUAAUGUCCAUUUGAGUAGUUUUUUUCUUGAAUGUAGUUACGGAUUCCUUUAUUGGUGGAAGAAAGCUUUUGCAUGGAUUGUCAUGAACUGGAUACAAUUUCACUUCUAGAAUAUAGAAAGCAGUUACUCCUUCCAAGCUGACAUGGAUCUGAUGAUGGACAUAUGAAUAGUUAAUAUAUUUUAUUUCACUAGUACUGAAGAUUACAAAGCUGAUCAGCGAUACAAAUUUUGAUUUUACACAAAUAUUCGUGGGCCAAGUUAGAUAACAUGGUAUCCUCCUCUCAAGUGGUCACAUAUAUAAGCUUGUCAAUAACUCAAACUUCCAUGUGCUUUCCUUUUUAACCUUUUUAUGCAUGGAGUAUCCUAUUUCUUUUGAUAUGCUAUACAAAGUGUGGUUCUUCUGUAAUAUGUGUUUGUUCAAUGCCAGGAUGACGACUUUGUGGCGCGUGAUGACUUUGAUGAUGCAGAUCAACUAAGGAUAGGAAAUGAUGGCAUUUUCAUGCUCACAUUCUUCAGUAAGUAGAACAAAUACAUUUAGAAAAUUAAUGGAGAGAUGUUAUAUUUGUGACUUAAGGGUUAGUAUGAAUUAUAAAAAAACAAACAAAAAGAUAACCUAAAAAUCAAGUGUCUUUGUUUCCCCUAUUGCUUGGUUGCAGCUGGAGCAUAAGCCUUAAAGCGUGUGCUGCCGUGAUAGAACUACGAAUAAGAAGUCUCAUCCCUGGCAGCACUGGGGGGAAUAAGAAGCUUAUUUUACAUCAGUCUUUGUACGUUUAGAGAAAAGCCUUUUCUGUAUCCCAGUUCAUAAGAAAACAGUCUCAGAAAUCCUUUGGUGUCGGACUGAAGUAGGAAAAAAAGUAAAAUCUAAAACAAAAGUUAACUGUCGCCUUAAAUGGUUACACCAACUAAAAAGAAAUGUUUUUAAUAAACCACUGUUUAUGAUUGUUGUAACCCUUGCUGGCACUUCCCCGCUUCUCACACCACCACCAAGAAAAGAAUAUUGAUGUCAGUGAGGCAGGGCUGAGGGAGGACUUAGUAUGGCAAGGAAGGGAGGACUGUUGUGGGCCUGUGUUCAGAUGUAUGACAUUUCUUAUGCAGAUACUUAAAAUUGGCCAGCCCUGAACUCUUUCUGGGCUGGCUCAUACUGCUACCAUAGAAAAACAUCUCCUGCAGCAAAACAAAUUAUCGCUAUAUGUGCAGUACUUCGUAGAAUGACAAAGCGCUUCUUUGCAAACACAUCGUAGCUCGCAUAUCUAUUCAACAUCACAAAGUCCACAAAGGCACCUAGGACAGGACAUACGUGUAUUCAUGUACUGGAGACCCCUUUCACCUUCUCCCUUGCUGUUCAUUACCUCUUUUGGCAGUGAGGAGGUAGGUGCAGAGUCUGAUGAUCACCUUUGUAUUAAGGAUCCAGCCCAGGCAGAAAGGGGUUAAUGCGCUGUUCAGCCCAGCUCCUUGUUGCAGGGCUGAUGUAGGUAUGCCAGAGAGCAGCACAUUGGGAUGACGUGAAGUUUCCUGCUCACUCUGCCUUUUUAAAUAUUUUACCGAGCUGACCCAGGCAGCGAGAGCUGGUGUGGGCACUGAUAUCCUAGUGUUUCCCUGCCUCUACUGUAGGAAGCAGGAAUGAAGAGCCCUGUGAACUCUGAAUCACAGCUUUAUUCCUGCUUCCUAGGAUUGCUAGGAAAUGGAAUAGAAUACAUGCAUGUUUAUUUGCUCUCAUGUUUCAUGUAAUGUGGGUGACUUUUAGUUUUGUUUAGUGAUAACCCAACCCACUGUAUUAGUUAAUAUGCUGCACCUGAAUUAGCUAUCCGUGAUGUACUGAAAUAAGAGUUGGUUUUCUGUAAUCUGCAUUUGGAAAUCUUCCUGAUAUAUUUAAAAAAACAAAAAUUACCAUUGUGACAGUCUCAUCCUCUGUUGUUUACAGUAAGCCAUCGCAAUGUUUAAUACAAAUAUUGUUACAUAAUUGUGAUUGGAUGCAAUUACAGGUUUAUAGACACAAUGGGCGGUUCUCAUUGAAAGACAAGCCAGAUAAUGUAUAGCUUGGUACCUACAUUUUUAUUGUUUGUUUGUUUUUUAGCUACUGUAUCUCAGUUGUACAUCUCCUUCGCAUACAUAUGUGUUGCAUAUACUAGUAAAGCUAGAGUGCUAGAGACAUGUAGUCUGGAAUGCUCUUCCACAGAAUGAUUACCAAUUUAGAAAGUACAUUCAAAUAAGAAAUCCUAUAUCUGUACACUGUAAAUGAAACUUUGGAGACCGUAAGAAAAGAGUAUAUUUAAUGAGUGUUCACUCCAUAAUUAUAGCUUAAUAGACAUCUAAAAAAACAUUUACUUAUUUUAGGGGUGACCAAAACUUUACAUCCCUAACUGAUAAUAUAACUGGAGAUUGGGGAUUCCGUUCUAAAAUACUGGUAGUUGUGGUCUUUUAUUUUGCCUCCCUUGAAUUAAAUAAUUCAUAAAUACCUCUAAUAAAAAGCAAAAAGACAAAGCUUUUGUGGAGGAUUUAAUGUGUCUUAGAAAUGCCAUCAGGGAUGGAUUUCCAAUUAGGCAGAGUAGACACCUGCCUACUGAAGCAUGUCAUCUGAGGGCACCUUUUUUUCUGCACUUCUAACGUGCUUUUAGGGUGGUUAGGUGGGUGGGUUAGAUAAGUACCACGUGUCCCCUACAGUCUAUUCAGCCUCCUGUAAUUGAUAGCAAAUCUGCAGUUACAGAAAUAGAGGAUGUAAAGCUCAGUGCUGUCACAGCUCCUCCAGUAUCUGUGUGAGAGGCUUGACAGGAAGUGGAAGGGAUGACUUCCUAUCUGCUCACCAACAGCCUCUCACACAGGAAAUACCCUGCAGGAGGAACAGGGACAGCACUGAGUGAUGCACACUUUUUUUUUUUUUUUUCCUGAUUCACAAUGUAAAACGUUUCCUGCAGAUCUACUAUGAAAAUAACUUUGCCAAUAACCUUAUAAAUCCUUUUAAUCCUUUCAACAGUAAACACCAUGUGUAAUCUCUGACAUUAACCCCUAUAUAAUCUUCACCCUAAUCACUUCUAACAUUAUUUUUAAUCCUGCAUGCAUCUAGGGGCAGAGCGUGCUUUAGAAUGGUGUUCUCACAGGAACCGGACAUAUAAAUCCGGCACUGAAUGCCAAUUUUAUUUUAAGGCAUCUUAAUUUAUUGGAGUUCAUUGACUUGUUUCCCUCCAGUGUUGGCUCUUAGUACAUUGCUGUGCCAUUUUCCAUCUCACUAGCUGCUCAGUUCAUGCACCUGGCUCUUAAAGGAACGAUUAAUCCCAACUAUUUAAUGUAGCUUGAGUGAGCGUUUUUUUAUUCUUAUAAUAAAAUGCUUAUGCACCCCAUUUCUGAUCUUUGCUUUACCACAUGCUGCUUGUUUCCAGACAUCCUCAAAACAGAGGGAGGGUGUGAUGUGGGAAUUGGGGGAGGGAAGGUUAUAUUAUGUGUCUUGAAAAUAGGAUCUUUGAAAAUUAAUAUUAAUAUUCAUUCUUUUCUGUCUUUACAGUGGCAUUCCUCUUUAACUGGAUUGGAUUUUUCCUCUCAUUUUGUUUGACAACUUCAGCUGCUGGAAGAUAUGGAGCCAUUUCUGGUUUUGGCCUCUCAUUGAUUAAGUGGAUCCUAAUUGUCAGAGUAAGUUAAAUGGUUCCUAUAUUAGAAAAUAAAUAUACAAUGAUUUUUGAAUUUAAAUACAGGUUUGUUCACAAGUUAUCCUGCAUUUUUGUGAUAAGACCUGAUGCAACAUACAAGUAUUUGUUGACAGAACAAGUUUAGAUAUACUGUUGUAUAUCAUCAUGAUGAUAAUCUAAAUAUUUUGAGACCGUUACUAGAAAUAAAAAAGACUGCAUAUAUAAAAUAAUGAAUAAAUUAGUUUAAAAACAAUCUGACACCGAUAGAAUCUGUGUAUUAAGUAGCAACUUCCCAAGAGAAGUAAAAGACUACUUUGUCACCUCCCAGAUCUCCAGUUGCAAUCUUUGUGGGUCCUUUUACAUACUGACACUUUAGGCAUUUUAAAUGACACUAUCACUAUUGAGUAUUUUUUACAUUUUUAUUUAUACAUUUUUUUUUUUUUUUUAAAGAUAAAUUUUUCAUGAACACUCACAUUGAAGUAACUGAAAUUUCAUUAAUAUGCCAGUGCAAUCAGAAAUGACCAAAAUACAACGUAGAGAGGUCUUUGUCCUAGGGACAAUGUUGAGACAGAACUUCCACUGUCAACUUUGUCAUUUUGAAGCAGGCAUUGCUAGUGCUAUCUCUUUUUUUUUUUUUUUUUCUCACAUUAAAGUUCUAUCAAGGAUACUGCAAAUAAUGACACUGCCUCCAGGUGAAUGAAGCACCACGAGGUGAAGACGGAUCCUGGGAAGAAGAUAGACACCCUCAAGAGAUCUCUUCAGUUAAAGGACCACUCUAGGCACCCAGACCACUUCAGCUUAAUGAAGUGGUCUGGGUGCCUGGUGCAGCUAGGGUUAACCCAUUUUUUAAUAAACAUAGCAGUUUCAGAGAAACUGCUAUGUUUAUGAAUGGGUUAAGCCUUCCCCUAUUUCCUCUAGCAGCUGUCUCAUUGACAGCCGCUAGAGGCGCUUGCAUGCUUCUCACUGUGAUUUUCACAGUGAGAGCACGCCAGCGUCCAUAGGAAAGCAUUAUGAAUGCUUUCCUAUGUGACCGGCUGAAUGCGCGCGCAGCUCUUGCCGCGCGUGCGCAUUCAGCCGACAGGGAGGAGAAGAGGAGGAUCGGAGGAGGAGAGCACCCCGCCCAGUGCUGGAAAAAGGUAAGUUUAACCCAUUUUCCCCUUUCCAGAGCCCGGCGGGAGGGGCACCCUCAGGGCACUAUAGUGCCAGGAAAACGUGUAUGUUUUCCUGGCACUAUAGUGGUCCUUUAAGAAUAUCUCCCUUUAGCUUUUCCCCCAUGUAACCGCAGUAUAAAGAUGCUUGUCACCUUGGAGGGCAAAAUAUACAAAGACCUCGCAAGUGACUUCAUCUGCUAUGUUCGUUAUCUUGGCUGGUAUCUUUGUGCUAGCAGCAUAAAGAUAUGCAAUGUAGUUUACUUUAAGAUACAAGAAUAAUGCUGCCUUCCAGAAUGUAAAUUCACAUGCCACUAGAGGAUGUUAAUAAAUUCGCCACAGCUAAGGUACUACGAGAAAUCUUAUUUGCAACAGGUGAAUCUCACUGCUUUUAACUUGCAGCACUUUCUGUGGGCCUCCUGGCUGCAUAUGAAACUCAUAGCUGUACAGGAAAUCCGGGCCAAUGCGUCAUCUUGAGAUGGCCUUAAAAUCUGCAAGUAAGAAAAGAUUUAUCGUUUGGGAGUUCUGUAUAAAGAUGAUCACAUUUGUGCCAGUUUUGUACACAUGAACCAUUUUUUUAACGUAUAAAACUGUUACUGUCUAUGCAUUGGGAGACAAAAUAAUCAGUCUUUCCUCCACUUUAUGCAAAAUUUUGUAAAAACACUUUUUCUUGUCGGACGCAAUUAAGGACAAUGGGAAAUAGAUUGCAACCGUUUCUUUCUGCUCCUGCCAUGAAUGAAAUCAAGGUGCCAGAUCUGGAAGGAGAGACAAAAAUGUUAAUCAAAGAGAUAUUGAAAAAGUAUGAAAGAGUGCAUGGUUUAUGUACGAAUACUAAUACAUUCCUUGGCUCACAUUAGUUCAUUCAUAAUUAUUACAAUUUAUUUUUUUUCUUAAAUAGUUUGUAUUGAAAAGGUUUUCCUUUUUUUUUUUUUUCAUGAAAGACAAUACAAUACAACAGUUACAUACGAAUGGUAGGAAACAUUACUACCAUUUGGAAAAUAUAUCCGUGGAAAUUUUCUUUAUACAUUUCACUUAACCAAAAACAAGACGAUACAUUUAACUUACACAUCUACAUAUACAAGACAAUGCAGCAAAGGAGAGAGGAGAAAAUACAUAUCGAGUAAAAGUGUAUAUCUUAUAUUAUCCAUAAAUGUAUAUUCUAUAUUCUAUAUUUUUUUAUUUUGUUUUUUUUAUUACUAUAUGCUUUUAAAUGAUCUAAUUAUUUUGUAACCUUGCUUAUUAUAGGAAGAAUUAAUUUUACUUUUUAAUAGAAGUAUUGGACCGAAAUGGGGGGUGGGAGAAGUAGGACUGGUGGUGGAUAAGUGCUUCUAACGUUCAGUAUUUCCCCCACUGUCUUUUCUGCUAACUGACCAGAUACUGGCAGCAUUGGCCAAACUGCACCUCUAAAAAAACCCAGUUGGUUUACAUCUGAUGGCAUCUUUAAUAUGGAAUCUCAAGUUUUUGUAUCAUUCAAAUUGUGACUCAUUUCCUUGAGACGAGUUCCUAGUUUUUCAAGUAACCUGGAAAUUACAUGUCAACUUAAUUUAGUGACGCUUUUAUUUUAUUUUUUUCCCUUUUGUAGUUUUCCACCUACUUCCCUGGAUAUUUCGAUGGUCAAUAUUGGCUGUGGUGGGUGUUCCUGGUACUGGGUAAGUAGAAGUAAAAAAACUACACUAUAUUCAUGUUGUUUGGCCUUACGUAUAACAAUUAUUUACUAGUGUACAAAUUCAAUGUGGAUAUCAAAUUUAAGGCCAGAAUUUACUUUAAUAAAUUUCCAACUCAGCUGUUUUAACCUGGAAUUUGAAAUUCACUUGCAAUUCUCACUUUAGUACAUUUCCUGGUGGUCCUUUCAUGAAACAGAUCAACAUGCAAUGCAACCCAAUAAGUAUGUAAUCAUUUUAGCUCUUGAAAGCAUUAAACAGUGUUCUAUCUUGUGGGUCCCUUGUAUGUUAAUGAAUGCCAGGAGUUCUUAAAUACACUUAGUGUGGAUUUUCAGCAUGUGUCCAAGCAAGACCUUACUAAAAUGAAAUUGAACUAUACAGUUGCAAGAAAAAGUAUGUGAACCCUUUGGAAUGAUAUAGAUUUCUGCACAAAUUGGUCAUAAAAUGUGAUCUGAUCAUCAUCUAAGUCACAACAAUAGACCAUCACAGUCUGCUUAAAGUAAUAACACACAAAGAACGAAAUUUUGCCAUGUUUUUAUUGCACACCAUGUAAACAUUCACAGUACAGGUGGAAAAAAUAUGUGAACCCUUGGAUUUAAUAACUGGUUGAACCUCCUUUGGCAGCAAUAACUUCAACCAAACGUUUCCUGUAGUUGCAGAUCAGACGUGCACAAUGGUCAGGAGUAAUUCUUGACCAUUCCUCUUUACAGAACUGUUUCAGUUCAGCAAUUUUCUUGGGAUGUCUGGUGUGAAUCGCUUUCUUGAGGUCAUGCCACAGCAUCUCAAUCGGGUUGAGGUCAGGACUCUGACUGGGCCACUUCAGAAGGCGUAUUUUCUUCUGUUUAAGCCAUUCUGUUGUUGAUUUACUUCUAUGCUUUGGGUCAUUGUCCUGUUGCAAUACCCAUCUUCUGUUGAGCUUCAGCUGGUAGACAGAUUGCCUUAAGUUCUCCUGCAAAAUGUCUUGAUAAACUUGAGAAUUCAUUUUUCCUUCGAUGAUAGCAAUCCGUCCAGGCCCUAACGCAGCAAAGCAGCCCCAAACCAUGAUGCCCCCACCACACUACUUCACAGUUGGGAUGAGGUUUUGAUGUUGGUGUGCUGUGCCUGUUUUUUGCUACACGUAGUGUUGUGUGCUUCUUCCAAACAACUCAACUUUGGUUUCAUCUGUCCACAGAAUAUUUUGCCAGUACCGCUGUGGAACAUCCAAGUGCUCUUGUGCAAACUGUAAACGUGCAGCAAUGUUUUGUUUGGACAGCAGUGGCUUCCUCUGUGGUAUCCUCCCAUGAAAUCCAUUCUUGUUUAGUGUUUUACGUAUUGUAGAUUCGCUAACAGGGAUGUUAUUAUUUGCCAGUGACUUUUGUAAGUCUUUAGCUGACACUCUCUAGGAUUCUUCUUCACCUCAUUGAGCAGUCUGCGCUGUGCUCUUGCAGUCAUCUUUACAGGACGGCCACUCCUAGGGAGAGUAGUAGCAGUGCUGAACUUUUAUAGACAAUUUGUCUUACCGUGGACUGAUGAACAGCAAAGCUUUUGGAGAUUCUUUUAUAACCCUUUCCAGCUUUAUGCAAUUCAACAAUUCUUAAUCGUAGGUCUUCUGAGAGCUCUUUUGUGUGAGGCAUCAUUCACAUCAGGCAAUGCUUCUUGUGAAAAGCAAACCCAGAACUGGUGUGUGUUUUUUAUAGGGCAGGGCAGCUGUAACCAACACCUCCAAUCUCAUCUCAUUGAUUGGACUCCAGUUGGCUGACAUCUCACUCCAAUUAGCUCUUGGAGAUGUCAUUAGUCUAGGGGUUCACAUACUUUUUCCACCUGCACUGUGAAUGUUUACACGGUGUGUUCAAUAAAAACAUGGCAACAUUUCAUUCUUUGUGUGUUAUUAGUUUAAGCCGACUGUGAUUGUCUAUUGUUGUGACUUAGAUGAUGAUCAGAUCACAUUUUCUGACCAAUUUGUGCAGAAAUCCAUAUCAUUCCAAAGGGUUCACAUACUUUUUUAUGCAACUGUAUGUCCUCUUAUAGUACAACAAAUGAUCCACAAUCAGUUUGACUAUAUUCCCAUUUAAAAUUCUGUUUACACAUUAGUGUAGCUAUCUCAUUGUGCAAUCUGUAAUAGAACAUUCUAAAAUCUGGUUCUAAUAUGCUAAAAUCUGUUUCCUCGAAGUACAUAUAUGGUCUGGUAUCUUAAAAAUCCUUUUAUCUAUCUCUGGCAUCUUAUUAAUUUUCUCUAACAAGAGGCUUCCUUCAUUAUUUAAUUUAUGAUAGAUUACAGUCAACAAUAGUCAGGGUUCAGCAGGCUUGACCAGUAAAUAUCUAGAAAUAGUCUAGAAAUGGUGUAGAAAUGUGAGCCCAAUUUUCCUGGUGCAGUAAGGCAGAUCUGUCACUUGAAGAAAACCAAACUGGUUUAGCAAGGUAGUUUAAAUAGUAGAAUUUUGUCCACCUGCUGUGAUACUCUGCUGUAGGCAUUAUGGAUGUCCUAGUGAACUUCCACUUAUUUUCUGUUUUCUGUUCCAGUUAUAAAAUGUGUUAAGAGAUUUAAAGUGUUAGAACAUACUGUGCAAAUCAUGAAUAGAUAAUCUGGUUAAUGCAAGACAUUAUCCCUCAAAACAAGAUAUAUUUGUAUGUUGUAUAUAUUGGCCCCUGCACCAGCAGCACCUUAUAAUACAUGCAUGUUCAGGGGAGUGCAGCCCUAGCCAUCUUUGGUUUCAUAUCUCCCUCUUUCCCUCCUCUUAACAUGUUACAACGGGCAUUUAUAUAUAUAUCUCUCAUUUCUGAUUAUACAUAUGGGUGGCUAGCAAAAAGUUUGGUCUGAUGAAAAUAUAAACAGAUUGGAAAGCAGCCCUAAAUCUAGCAAAGGUGAACUUGAUGGAAACCACAUUUAUGCAGGUGCUUGUGAGGGAAAGGGAUGCUUGCUCGGGUGAGAAGCCCCAAGAUCACCUUUGUACACUUUGAAUAAAAUACAAAAAACACAAGGAAUCCAGGCCAUUUUUUUUUUUUACUGCAAAGCUGGGAUAGUACUGUCUUGGAAUGGUUGAAAUGAAAUCACUCCUAACAUCAUUGUUAAAGAAACAACCAAUAUACAACCAAGUUAUCAGGUUCCACUGAGUACUUUACCCUCUGUUCUUUGCGUACUCUAGAACAGUAAAUAUUACUGUUAAUACUGUUUGUAUAGUAAAUAUUUUAUAUUUAUAUCCUAUAAGCCUCCAACAAACUAUUCUUUGUCGUUGCAAUUCUGUUAGCACUAGAGCCCUCUUAUGGAGAAAACUGUUCCUUACGGUUAAAUUACAUUAAUGUUUUUAUACAUCUGUAUAGAAGUAAGAAGAUACGUAAUAUAAUUGCAAAUUUAGAUUUUUCCAUCCUAUUUUUCGUUACUUUAACUCUAAUGUAGCAGCUAUUUGAAGUGAAAUAAAGAAAUAAAAAAGACAUGCUACCACACAGACUAUUAUUAUUAUUAUUACUGAUUUUUAUAUAGCGCCAACAUAUUCCAUAGUGCUUAACAGCCUAUACUAGAAUUUGUUGGAGCAAUAUAAUAGGAAUGGAUGAAGACUUACUGCAGGGCUCAAUCUUUGUUACGCCAUUACGGUUAGUUAUGUUAGUUAUAAGUUCUUCUUGUACAUUUUUAGAAGACCUAUGGUAAUUUGAAAUGAAGCAAUGCUUGCUCACCACAGAUUCUUCAGAAUUAGGUACCGUGGGAUUCUACAGCAGAUGUUGGAGACCAGAUGCAAGAGAUGGUGCACGUCUUUUUGUAACCAAACUAGUGAGUGACCAUGUUAGAUGGUCACACAGAUUGAUAAAAGUUUAGGCUGCUGGUGAACACUUUUGAGGAUGUCUGAGUCCAGGGUAAUGAUGGCCAGUAGGCAGAUGCCCAGUGUAGUAGAGGUAAAGCAUCAUAUAAGUUAUAGUUUGACAUCAGCCUGGAAUCUGUCCUAGUUUAUAUACUCAGGCAUCAGGUGCAGAUUAUAUAGGGCACAAAACACCCCUCUUUCCCCCCUCCCCCCCUUCAUCUGUAUGACCUGUUAAAUUAACUUAAGGAUAUAAAUAUUUUUACACUGAAUAAAACCCAAUAAAGAUACACACUUCCAUUGACAAUCACAUGCUGAUUGUGCCAAAUUUUGUAGUAAGAACGUUUUACUCUUUCUGUGCUGAGCACUAUGAGCUGUUGGAGUUCAUUUGAUACCUGUAGACACAAAAUAAGUGCAUGAUAGGUCAAAAUGGCCUUUAAAAAAUAAAUUUCCGCAUUACAAAUUUUUACAUUUACAUGUUAUUAUUGGGGCUGUAUGUUUUUUAAACUGCAUCAGCUGGUCUAAAUUGGUCAAGCUCCCUGUGUAGCUAACAAGUUUCAUUGUUAUUCGUGAAAUCUCUGUUAGCUCAAACAAUAUUCAUUAAACGUUUUAUUCCAUAGUGUUUUUAGUGCAACCAUAUGCAACAUUGGGCAAUAGCGGGCAAGAGAUGCCCUGAAUAUUGCCCUUCCAGUGCUGUAAAUAAUGUCUUAUUUAGAUAAUAGCUUUGCUACCUGCCCAACUUGAUAGCUUUUCUGUGGACACCCCUGAGCGCAGCAGGUUUGGUCAUAAGAUUUAAUGUAGCCCAGAUUAAAUUACUCACGCAAAGAUCUGCUUGUAUGUAGUCAGAGGCCAAUAAUUUAUACCUUCUAAAGCACUGUAACACUUUUUUUUUUUUUUUUUACCCACUAAAACAGUGGUUUAAACAAAGAUUUUUGAACAAGGAAUGCCAAUCAGUUACCAUGUUAAUAUUUUUAACAGUGGAGAUUAAACUACUAUUCAGUGUGUUUAACAAAUUGGCCAAAGUGUAUCUAGAGCGAGUUUCUGACCACUUGAAAGUGACAUUAACGCUUACUUUUUACACAUGAACGUUCGUGAACACGCACAAAUAAUUAUAUAAACUAAACUUAUAGAUGAUCAACAAGUGCAUUGCAAGUUUACUAACCCAGUUAAUUUUGUCUAAAAAUCAUUCAACUCUGUUUUGGCUUGUAAUAUGCAUGUCCCUCGUCUGUUUUUCUGAAAUCUCCACAAACACCUCACAAGAAAACUUCAAAACGUGGGUAUUUUUUAUUAGAUAAACCUUGAAACUGUGUAAUGACACGUCAUGUGUUGUUAAUCUGAGGUUGUAUUAACUAAUUUUAAAGAACACUAUAGUCAUCAGAACAACUACAGCUUAAUGUAGUUGUUCUGGUGAGUAUAAUCAUUACCUGCAGGCAUUUUCAUGUAAACACUGCCUUUUCAGAGAAAAGGCAGGGUUUACAUUGCCUCUAGGGACACCUCCAAGUGGCCGCCUCUCAGAUGGCAACUGGAGGUGCUUCCUGGGUCAGUGCUGCCGAAAAAGUUUGGCACGUUUUCCUAACUCUGCGGUGCAAUCAUGGACAAUACAACUACGCAAUGUUUUUUACUUUUGUGCAUCUCCCACAUAUCUCAAGUUGGAUUUUUAAAGUGUCCUUGAGAAAUCAUGUUGCCACAACUAUAUCCGAGUCCCCAGUGUAUUGUGUUUUAAACUGUGGGUAACUGUGCAACUGAAGAGUGAAGUCUAACACACAAUCCUUGCCGAUGCUCAUUUGCAUGUCACUCUAGGAUUACUGGGAUAGUUGUGGAAAUAUGAUUUCACAUGUUUCUGUGCCUAAGAAUGACACUUCAACUGAAGAUAUUGAAUUUAUCUGAUUAUCAAUGAACUAAGUGGGUUUUAGAAGUCCAAAUUUACAUUAUAUUGUAAUGGCAGCACAAUUUAGCAUUUUAGUAAAUUAGGAAUACACCUAAAUAGUACACUGCCUAAAAACACCCUAACCUCUUACUCUAUUUGUAUGGUUUUAACCCCUUAAGGACACAUGAUGUGUGACUUGUCAUGAUUCCCUUUUAUUCCAGAAGUUUGGUCCUUAAGGGGUUAAAUCCUUUCUUUUUAACUGUUUAGAAUACAAAAUGUAUCCUAGACUUCCUUUAACAGAUGUGAUAAGCAUUUUUCUGAAUUAACUGGCAACGUAGCACCUGGGUAUACAAUUUGUACAAAAUCUUUUGGUUUCUGAGCUAAUAUUUAUAGAUCAGUGGGAUGGACUCUGUCAGUGACUUUCCUAUAUGAAGUUCUGUGUUCACACAAAUUGUAGUGUUUUUUUGUUUUUGUUUUUGUCAGUUGUGGGAUUGCACAUAAACUACUUUGCAGCCAUUGGACUUCAUAACUGGAAAUGUGUAAAAUACUUGUCUGAAACCCUUGCAAUGAUUUUUCUGUACUUCAUACAUCCUUGACUGGUGACGUUACUAUAAGUCAAAGUAGGACAACAGAUGCAGUUACUAUAACCAGAUUCUUUUUUUUUUUUUUUUUUUUUUAAGAAUGAAAUAAAAGAUGCCUUUUCCCUUAUUUUUCCUCGUACAGGAUUUCUCCUAUUUCUCAGAGGCUUCAUUAAUUAUGCAAAGGUCCGGAAGAUGCCUGAUAACUUCUCUACUCUGCCCAGGACCAGAGUUCUCUUUAUCUAUUAAAGGUAUAAUUAUCUGUUCUAUCAAACUAUCUUUAUGCUUACCUUCAAUAUCCCAUUAUAUAUAAUAUAUAACAUUUCUACUGCAUUUCGUGUUAAAUGGUUUAAACAGAAUCCCCGGUUAUCUGCUUUUAUGAGAAUGUGUCUGGAAUCACUUCACAGCCAUUCAUUUGCCUUGCUUAAAGGAACACUCCAAGCUCACAACCAUUACAGGACAAUUUAGAGGUUAUGGUGCCAGGGGUGCUCUGCACUCUUUCAGGGUUGGUAGUCAAUCAAUUUGCGAACUAUUUGAAAACUCACCUAGGGUCCAUCAGUCACCUCCUCCUGUGUAGUGACCUACUCUGGCGGUGCAUGGCUUAGCUCGUUGGUGAAAGUGUCCGGCUGAUCCUCUUUGUCAAUGUUCUAGCCCAGCAAUGCUUUACUCUGUGGAGCCAAGGGUAGCUACUUGCAAGAGCAUCAGGCUCCACUAGAAGCUGUAACCUUUGCCUGGUGUACCCAAGGCAAGUUGUCAAUCUGCUCGCAAGGUGUUUUCUAUUUUCCCUGGGAGAGUGCUUCUGGCACAAUAACCGCUACAGUGAGAAAAAAUCUUCAACAUCUUUAAAAAAAUUAAUAAAAAAAAUCUAUUGUACAAAUAGAGUGCAUAUGACUCGUACUGUCCUGAGCUUUGCUCGUGGAAAAACUGUUUCUGUAUAUGUACUUUGUCAAGAUCAUUAGAUCAGGUAUGGGUUGCAUAUUUAAAGAAGAAGCUUAUCUCCAAGAGUAAUUGCUUAAUGAAUUUAGCUUGAUAUUAACUUCAUAGUGGCUCUAAUUAAGUAGGCAGAGCAGAACAGUCCGAUUAAAAAAUAAAAAAUAAAUACACACUAUAUUUUUAUAUUAUAUACAUACACAAAAAAUAUUAAAACUACAACAAAUAGAUAAAAAAUACAUAAUGACUGAAUGCCUGUUCCUAAAAAUGAAGUUUAGUUUUCAAAUAAGAAGUGUUCAUCUCCUACAUCUACAUAGUAGUAGGUAAUCUCAGUUUUACCUGGAACAAACUGAAAAAUACAUAAAAAAUGUGAACAGGCACUAAAAAUGCUGCAUGAAAAGUUCUCUCCACCAGGUACACUUUAAGGUGACCUUUAAAUAAAAGCCCAGUGAUCAUUUAGCGGCAGAAACUAUAAUAAAAUUAUACAUUGUUGUGCCUAAAGUGAGUAGAUUAGAAGUCCAAGUAAAAUGCUGUUGUAUUUUCUCCAAGUAAUGUUCAGUUAAAGGAUAAGGUGAGCUUAUAACAAAUGUACCAUUCAUUAGUGUAAAAAUAUGUAAAUAGCAUAGAACUUAUCCUGUGGAACAAAAAUAAAGUUGCAAACAUGUAUAUUUUAGAAAGAGUUUGUAGACUUUCACUUUUAUGGCAAUACUGGUUGCAGUACAUGCCGCUGCCGCGCACUGUCAAAAGAUUAUCUUGUACCAUAGCAAACCGCGCCACCUGAUAGCUACAGUCCACACUCUUGGAGGUGACAAGAUCCCCUUUAAAUGUAGUUAUUAGCUAAAAUUAAUUUAUCAGAGUUCAACUGGAAUUGCCCAGGGGCAGGCAAAUCUGGUAAAUAAAGUAAUUUGCUAUUUGGCAAGGAAAUUUUGUAAAAUCCAGACUAUUUGCCCACUGACAAUGUGAGAAGCCUGCAUGAAAUUAUUUAAAAACAAACAAAAAAUAACUUCUUAGGCAGCAAGAGGAUUAAAUGUGGCUUUGAAUCUCUAUCACCUGCUCAACUUUUAAUACCAUAUGUUCUGGGCAAUGGGAUAAGUAUAUGAGAUUAAUAGGGGAAGGGGGGGGGGGGGCUUUCUGUUGACCCCUUAACAUCCCCACCACUUCCCAGCAGUGGAGGCAUUUAAAUAACGAAAAAACAAAAUAGUAGCUGGGGUGAGUAGAGUAGAAAUUCACCCUUGGUGGGUGUGCUGUGCAUCCUCUAAGCUUACAGUGUCGAGGAUCUAUUAAGGGCUGGCUAUUAUUGUAGGAAUACUCAGUAGUAUGGUUGGUAUAGGUCAGUAAAAUAACUGGGGAGGCCCUAGCAAUGGUUCUCUCCCCACGUAUGGGCAUCAGGUGGAUGCUAAACAAUAAUAGUGGCGAUGGACAUACCAUUUUCCACACCCUUUUCCCUCUUGCCCCCCAAGAUGUACCCUUGACCCAACCCAUGGAAUGCAGGUGGGGAGAUAAUUAUAAUAGAACAGGAUAUGAACAACCUCCUGCCCACACUUUCACCCAUGGCAAUUUUGUGGCGGUUGUAGUACAAUAAGUGGGUAGACACAUAAUUGUUCACCACACUAUACCCUCGGACCACCAAUGCCAUCAGGUGGAGAAUUGUAUGUUAUAUAAAGGUGUGAGCAGGUCAACAGCUCCCUCACCCUUGCCCUUCAUCCUCAAUGUUUUUUUCUGCCUACCCAUCUAUACUAGUUAUAGUAAAGCCUUUAAAAAAAAAAAAAAAAAAAACUUAUACCAUUAGAAUUUUAUUUUAUUUAUUUCUUAAACAAUCCCUAAAUAUAAUCAAUUCAAACCACAUAAUGUACAUAGACCUGCAAGGCAUUAUUUUGUGAUUCAACUAAUCAGCAGGUAGAAUGAGCCACCCUCCAGAAGGAAAUAGACUGCCAGCUGGGAGCUCCACUCUGUGCUAAUUAUUAUUAUUAACUUGAAGCUUGAUACGAUGUGCACCUUGUCAGAUAACAUUAUUCACGCAAUAUAGUCUGUAGAUACAUUCAUUGCGUAACACACGCUAUUGAUUACAAAAAAGAAUAAAAAGGUCCAAGCAAAAUUUUAUCUUUCUACAAAACAAGCAUGAACAAGUUGACUAUUUCAUAUGAAUUUAGUACAGAAGACCAUGCAGAAAACUGCUGCUUAGUGUUUCAGACUAUUUUUUUUUAUUUUUUUUUUAAAGGGCACCAUAAGCAACAUAUCCAUUACAGCUUGCUGUAGUAGAUUUGUUGCUUGGUGUCCUCUGGUGCUGCCUCUCCGUUUAAUCAUAAUACAGAUUAAGGAACAGCGUACACAUUAAAAAAAUAUAAAUAUAUACAGUUUUACAUUUUAUAAGGCUACUUAACAUCAACUAUCUCGGCAAACAAAUAUGGAGAUUCAGUUCAACCAUAUGGCUAUAUCAUGUUAAUGCAUUUAUUUUUUUUCAUUUGAAAUUUUUAUUAUAUUUUCAAAUUAAGUUGAGGAUUGGGGUACAGAAACAAAAAAGGGGAGGAGAGGGGGAGUCAUCUUUGGUACAAUGCAUUUUAAAAACAACUGAGUGUCAUAGCAUGUUUUAUACAUUCAUAGAAUGUUGAUACAAUAAGGUAAUAAAGGUUGUCAACAGUUCAAUGCCAAUAUGGUUCAUGGAUCAUAAAAAAAAAAAAAAAGAGGUGUGUACAGGGGGCGUGGCUAGCAUGUUCAUGGAGUAAGUCGCACACUCCCAAGGCUCUGCAACUUCUGCCCACAUAGCCCCUAAUAAUAAGCACUCUUACCCUCCGAAAUGGGGAAACCGUGACUCCUGGACCCUCAACCUCUGGUUCACCGAGGCGAACAGCGGGCCCUAUGGAUGAAUUCCUAUCCACCCCCGAUAGCCUCCGACACAUGUGGCCGGCAGAAUAGAUGGCGCCGAACUCUCCUGGCGCGAAUAGCAUAGCAGACUCCCUGCCGGGCUCCCUGCGAGCUGAAUCACUGACCCAGAUCUCAGCCUUACUGGCUACAAUCUCUGCCAACAUGCUCACUAGGGCUGACAAAACAGCCUUAGUGGCAGAGCUGUGCUCUGUGAUAAGGGAGGAAAUCCAGGAAGUGCGCAGGGACCUCACUGCCCUCGAGCAUCGGGUCACCUAGCUGGAAGCUGACUGUCUGCAGGCCUACCAACACUCUCAAGCAGCUGACAAUGAAACCUCCAGGCAGGGCACAGUUCUCGAGGACCUUGACGAUCGAGGCCAACAAAAUAAUAUAUGCAUCAGAAAACUACCCGAGCGAGAAGACUAGAUUCUUGUUGAUACCCUGACACAGCUAUUUACACAGAUCACGUGCCCACGUGUCCAGUGCCGCCUGACCCACAGUGUGCCGACCUUGAGACACUGGCGCCCCCUUGUUCCCAUAUUGCCUCGGAAGCAUGAUGGAUGAAGACCACAGGGGGUAUUUACACUACUGACCCCGCAGCCCCCGUGACACUUGAUAUUGCCACCUCCGGGGUUGUAUCCCCUGCAUAGACCGGGACUGUGAAAUUGGCAAUGAGUGGGAGAUGUUUGUUUGAGUGUGGGAACGUGGGUACUAGACCUCCCAUGCAGUGUCUGCUUGGAGGGGUGCAGCCAGUUGCCUGGUGUACUCUGCACGGGGAACAUGUGUACACAACUAGCCCUAAUCGCCACAGUAGCCUAAGAACUAGGCUGCUAGGCCCGAGACUGUUCCCUGCUGACCCUGUCUGCCAUGCCCAUCUUGGCCAUAUCCUGGUAUACCGAUAGCUUGUCCAGCAGGGACCGGCUCCCACAGUGUUGGGUAUGCUCUCCACGAUUUCCCGUGCAUGCGGUGUGCCUGUGAUGAGUCCUUAACGUCCCUGAAAAAUGCAAACCGCUCCUGCGGACACUGGUCACACAGGGCAUUGGUAGCAUUUUUGCAGGAGACACACUUUAAAGAAGGGAGUGCCCCUGCGCUAGGAGACAGGUGUUUCCCACAGGGCUAAUUCACAAACCACCAGGAAGCCAAGUGAUCUGGAGUAGCCAUACUCUUUGCGCAGACAGUACCAUUCCAAUGCACAGCCACGCAGGUGGACCCACUAGGUCGGUAUCUCUUUGUGAAGGGUAUCAUAGCGGACCGUCCAUAAUCUCUGGCUGACAUAUACUGCCCCAACUGGGGUCAACAUUUAUUCCUGGCUUGGACCCUGUCCCUCCUGGAGUGGUUUAGAGAGGGUCUUCUGGUGUUGGUGGGGGACCUGAAUCUACUACUAAACCCGUGCGUGGACUCUUCUAGGGGCACUAGUGCAAUUCCUACACACUGCAUACACUGGGCCAAACUUGCUGGAGGGUGGCUCACCUGGAUGGCAGAGACUGCCACUCUGCCGCUCUCAACCAAUACAGCAGGAUCGACUAUAUCUUCGUAGCACAGGAAUUCCUCCCCUUGCUAAUUACCGCAGACAUAGGGAUCCACUGGGACUCGGACCAUGCCCCUGUUGCCAUCCAGCUUAACUCGCCCCUAUUUAAACCAAAGGAACAACAAUGGAGACUGAACGUUUUAUCCGACGCAGAGAGUGUAGCACUGACCGUACAAGCACUUACUCAAUAUUUCGAAACCAAUGCCUCCACUGAUGUAUCCCCGUUAAUAACUUGGAAGGCGCAUAAAUGCGUCAUCGGAGGGUAUUAUUAAAAAAAAAAAAAAAAAAAUCUGCAUACAACGUAAACAAGAGAAUGCCAGACAAGUGGUAGAAUUGACCAGACGAAUAGCUGGCCUAGAGACCGCACACAAACGAGAAAUGACAAGAGGUAUACCUACGACUGAUGCACGUAGACGACUCAGACUUCCUCUCCCAGAAACUUCUCAAUAUGAUUCGUAAGUCCAAUCGAUACUUUUUUGAGUACUCGUACAAAUGGGGCAGACUGCUGGUGCAGACCCUGCAACAAAGACAGAGGUAAUGCCACAUCCACAAAAUAAAUGCCCACAAUCUAACAUGAGGACAUGAGGAAGUUGAGUGUGUGCUUUUUGCUCUUUGGAUGCUCUGGACUCCGCUUAUUUUGGCUCCUCAAGAAAUGAGCUAUGGGAGCUUCACAUAUGUGCAGCCGGUCAGUUCAAGCUCCAGUUCACGCCCCCUCAAUACAUUUUUUAAAAUUGUAUUUAUCACAUUCAUUUUGUGUGUGUGUGUGUGUGUGUGUGUGUGUGUGUGUAUAUAUAUAUAUAUAUAUAUAUAUAUAUAUAUAUAUAUAUAUAUAUAUAUAUAUAUAUAUAUAUAUAUAUAUAUAUAUUCACAAUGCUCUUACAACAGAUUAUUUAAAUACACUUUAGUUCAUUUAGCACUAGCUCUAUUAAUUUGUCUUCCACGUUGGAAUUAGUGUAGGACCCACUGAUAUUGGGGUACUGUGAAGUAGCUGUGGCUUAACCAUAUGGUUAUACCAUAUGGUGGUACUGAAUCCCCCAUUUGUUUGCUGAAUUAAGUGAUUUUAAGUAGCUUUGCAAAAUUUAAAACUGUAUUCUAAAAAAGUAAUUUUUAUUUUUUUAUUUGUGCAUAGUAUCCAGUCUGUAUUAUGGAUACAUUUUGGUCUCUAUGGCAGCACCAUUCCUGUAAAAUUAAUGUUCCAAUUGGGCCCCCAAAUCCCUGUUUGUCUUGCCUCUCAGUUUAAUAUCCAACGGUUUAAAUGCAGUUUGAUAUGAAUGGCAGGUUUUCUUGACCGUCUACACAUCCACUUUGUGUAGUUCCAUAUUGUCGAAGAACAGUUUUAUAUACCCGUCUCCAUCUCUGCUAUAUUGAUAGUUUGAAAUUGUUAUGCUGAGGUCAGUGCCAGGGCACUCUAGGAAACAUAACCACUACCACAAGUCUAAUUGCUUAUGAUGCUCAGUUUGUCCCUUUAAAGGGGCUGUAUUCUGUUCAGAGUUUAUGCGAUCUCUAAUUUACAUGUAAUUUACACAUCAGUGCUUUGCAAUCUGUAAACUAUUAUCAUGAAAGUCCCAUGUAUCAUAACCCUUGAGGGGUGUAGCUUGAUACCCCUGGUUUAAUGCAAUACAGGAAAUAUAUCAGGCCCAUUAAUAUAAAAGGCCUGAUAUCCAUUACAAAUAGGAAGUAGUAUUUUAGGUUUUAAAAACAUAAUUAUAAUAAUUUCCAAGAAUCUUUAGCAGCUAGAUUUAGGAGUAGAUAAAUAGAUAAUCUUUAAUAUAUAAAGCAAAAGGUAUGUGUUAAUUUUAAAGGGACACACCAGUCAGUAUUUGUCCCAUGCUGGUUUUUAAUGCUUAAUAAAAUACCGCAAAAACAAGAAUAUGAAAUUAAUAAAAAUGUUUGAUAUUGAAGAAUUUUAUGCAAAACUCCAGACUGUGCAGAAUUUGCAAUGUACUCGUGCUUUCUUUCUUUUUGAAUAUUGAGUAUUGAAGAGGUCAGUGUGUAUAGGCACAAUAAGCGUUUUGGAUGCUGUAGUUAGAAGACCAUAUUAAUGAAGUGGUCUGGGUGCAAUCUAAAGCAUUGCUGUUUAGUUCAUUCGCCAAUCCUUACAUUGCAGGAUUUAAUAUGCAUCUAGUGGCAGCCUACCUGACAGCCAGUAAUUGUGCUUUCACUGUGAGAACAGAGUCAAUCUUUGUUCUCACAGCUAGCUUCCAAUAUAAGUUAUUGUGUGAUUUAAAGGAACAGUGUAGUGUUAGGAAUACAAACCUGUAACACUAUUUGCAGGUUUUUUGUUUGUUUUUUUUAACCCCCUCCUCCCUCCCCCCCCCCAAUAUCCAGUAAUAAUUAUUAAUUUAUUUAUUUUAAAACUAACAUUUAGUCCAGUGCAGAAACCCCUUGGAGCUGCAAGUCACUCAUUCUCCUGCAACAUCAUACACCUCUCUACCUUAUGGGCAAUCCAAUGCAGAGGAGUAUUGGAAACUGAUGCGCAAGUGAAAGUAGGAAAGCAAAAAAGUAAAUUGGCUUCUGCGUCAAAUGACCAUUUUUUGUCUGGAUCUAACCCUGCAGUUUAAACAUUGCGAUUUCUAAAAAAAAAACUGAAAUGUUUUAUAUUGCAGUAUUAAAACCAAAUGACACAGACCACUUCAUUGGGAUGAAGUAAUCUGGGUGGGUUUUGUGGUGGUCCUUUUUAAUUGUUCGUCUUUCUCCAUGACACAGAGCAACUGAACCGUGUCUUAGACAGAGAUUUUUAUCCUCUUUCUUUCUCUGCUGGAUGAGGAACAGGAAUGCCAAGAAGAUUUUUGACAUAUUUGCUUUGCAAUGCAAAGCAAUGGCCACAAAUCACUUGUAUACAUCCAAUUGGUAGUGUAGGGGUUUAAUAGGCAAGACCUCUUGCAGCAUUCAUAUCACGGAUGUGCUCAGAGGCUGCAAUGUUGUAUUAUUUUAAUCUAAUAUAAUUUGUUAGGGCUUGGUAUCAACUUGUACAAUACCUUGAAUGGAGGAAUCCUUACGUCUCUAGUAUGGUGGUAAUGAGGCUCUGCUUGGCAUCUUACAACACAUAACUAGAAAGGCAUCAUGUUAGCCACUGGUUUCUAUAAUAAACAAUAUAAUUAGUUUGUGCCUUCCUAAAUAGAGAACAUCAUGUUCUAAUACAUUGUGUACUCAUCUCUCACGUCAACUCUACCAUACGUAUCUGGUAUAUAUAACCUUCUUACAGGAAAGAAGUACAAUUCUUUCAUUCAUGAUCUCAUAUCCUUUUUUGUUUACAGAUGUCUUUGGGGUCCUGACCUUCCUGCAAUCACAUGCUUAUCCUUUACCGAGGCACCACAAACACCUGCAGGAAGAGAACUGAAACACCGAAGGGAUUAAAAAUGACCUGCUACAUUUAGAAAUAAAACAAAAUCCCAAAAAGAAGCAACGGCAAGCAAACAAAAAGUACUGUUGAAAACGAAGAAGAAAUUAAGCAUAUUUUUUUGUUGUUUGUUUCUAGGUGUAAAACUUUAAUAGUUAUUUGCGAAUUUCUGUUAUUAUGGAAUCAUUAGUGGCUAUUGUUAAAAUCAAAGUUCUAGCAAUCAACUUUGUGACGUACUAAUAAAGCCUUAUAUAUUGUUUGUAUAAAAUAAAUUCCACACCAUUGACUAUGCUCCUUCUACCAGUAGAGGGCAGUCUUGCUUCAGCUUUUCCCAUCUCUUAAUUUGACAGCAGUGCAAAUGUUUUAGUGUACUAUAUUGUGUUUUGCUUUGCGGAAACGGUUAUAGCCUGACAGGCAACAGUUUAUGAUAGUCCAGUCCUUACAAUUAGUGUGAGUAACUUGGUGUAACAUAAACUGUCUUAAUUUCAAUCACCUUCCAAACAUAGGAAUACGUGUUCAGCAUCUUGUGCAGAUAUGUAAAAAACACAAACAUGUAAUUGGUUUUCUCAUCAUGAUUUUUACAUUUUGAAAUACUCCCCUAUAUCUUGUACAUACACAGACAAGAAGGCUUUAAAAAAAACAAAAAAACAUUGAAUGGAAUCAUAAAGAAAAUAUAAAUGCAGUAUAUCUGAAAAUGAAAGCUUGUAUUUGAUUUCACAAAUUUCUUUCUUUUUUUUUUUUUUAAAUUUAUAGUAUUUCCAUAGAAGUCGCCGCACCUAAGGCAUUGUAUAAGAAGUGUACUGUGCAGUGGCAGUUUUAUUAAACAUCUCUUUGAACAGAUAUGAAGCCCACAUUAGUGUAUUUGAACUUGUUAGGUUAGUUUCAUAGAGCCGCUAGAAGAUUUUGUUUUUUGCAUAUUAAUCAUAUUUUCUCUGUGAGAGAAACUAGCAAUGUGUCUGCCAGAAGAGGGUUAAUUUGAACUACAAACCCUCCAGUUCGUCCAAUCAAUCAGUUUACAAUAAAGGCACCCUGUACUGUAUGUAUGAAGGAUAAUGAGUUCAAAGGCAACUCUGCCACAAAGUAUCCUUUUUUACAUUAUAGCCUGUUUAAUUUUGCUAAAUUAGUGUUAUCAUGUAUUCUUAAUUGGAACAAUGUAAUGUGUAGUUGGAAAUAACCCAUCAGAGAAAAAUGUAGUUUUCAUUCACAUGUAAAUUUUAUAAAACUUAAUUUGUAGUUACACAGUUUAUAUGCAAAUAAGUGUAACUAUUGUGGAUCUAUUGUAACCACACGAUCUGUGAACAGCAAUUGCACACUGGCUACUCAAGAUUAGGAUAGGCAACAUUUUUGCAUCUCAGAAUCACAGUUCUUACUUGUGUUAAGUGUCCAGAGACUUCCAUAUGAUAUGGUAAGAUGCCAUUCACAGAAUUAUACCUCCAAUCAUUGUUCUGCUGUCGUAUCUCAGAAUAACUUUAGUCUGCACAUUGUGACUUGGAAAAUCUCUGGUCACUUCACAAAAUGGAACGAGUGUUUGAAUGUUUUAGGAUUAUUAUUAUUAUUUUUUAAUAGGGGACAAGCUGUCUUGUUUGGGGUGCUAUUGGGGGCAAACCAUAACAUACCUGUACUUUUCUUGUGCUUUUAAAUUGUGUAAGCGAAUCUUUGCAUUUUGUGUAGACUGAUAUGCACCUUUUUUUGCCAAGAGGCAAUUCACUUCAAAGUUUUACGAUGUUAAAAAUGUAAAUAUAGCAGAAUAUUAAUAAAUGUCACUUAUGUAGCAAACUUGUGAGUAUAUUCAUUAGCUUUACCAGAUAUCCUGUAGUAAAUGAGUAAUCUGUACACACGG